This is a messenger RNA of Tribolium castaneum (red flour beetle), 59744 nucleotides long. Its product is annotated as titin. The record is from RefSeq and is a predicted model, not a curated record. Gene Ontology annotation, molecular function: protein binding. The coding region runs from base 159 to 59372 and encodes 19737 amino acids. NCBI's taxonomy places the organism in Eukaryota, Metazoa, Arthropoda, Insecta, Coleoptera, Tenebrionidae. The transcript has 61 exons.
UCGCGCGCAUUGGUCACUCCCGUGACAUACUCUGGGCCUGGUUGUGUGAAUGUCUACCAGCGGACCAGUGGCAGUACCAUGACGGUGGUACCGCGCGACGUGACGUGCCCAUAACAGUGCAAGAAUGUGACACGAAUAUUGGAUGGCUAUUGCCGGUCAUGGAAUCAGGACCGGGCUUAUCAAGUCUGCAAGGGCGCACUGUGGUCCUGCCUGGGGGGCAUGACAGGGAAGGGCGCCCCAUCUGCCUUGUGAACAUCUCCCCGGAGAGCCCGCCCCUGAACAUCGUCUCUUCGCUUCAGUAUCUCCUUUCAGUAUUCAGCGACUCAAGUCGUACUCGAGGCAUAACCGUCAUCAUCGACGCCCGCAAAGGCCCUUGGAAAGUGGCUCGUUCAUGCAUCCGUCAAGUGAGCAACACCUUCACCGAGGAGGUCCCUUCCCAGGUCCUGGUGCUGCGUCCGGAGGCAUUUUUGGACAAACAACGCGUUGAAAAUUGCACGCAAACCGAUGGCCAAGUCAUCUUCAUUCCAAGAUGUCGCUUGAACAAGUUCGUGGACCAGUCGCAGCUUCCUCUCGAACUCGGCGGCAAUUUCAUCUACAACCACGACAAGUGGCUUGAGAACCGACAAAAAAUCGAACUAUUCUCAAACGAAGCCAAUGCAGUUUUGCGCGACUUGGACGAGCUUUGCGCUUACAUAACCAACCACAAGCACCUCAGAUCAAGCGAUUUGGAGGAGAUUUUGAACACCAGCUCCGAAAUGGCCGAAGCGACUCGAAUCCUAGUCCAAAACUUGACCGAAACUGGGCAAAACCUCCUCCAAAUAAUCGAACACUCGAACCGGACGCGUAAAUUCGCCUCGGAGUUCGAGUCCAUGUCCACACCCCAGGAAACUCUGGAUACCAUCACCAGAAUCGACCACUUGGUGGUGACCAUGAAGACGAAACAGCAACAAAUCGAAGAUUCCUGGCUCAAGCUCCAGAAGAUAGUCAUCGAUACCAAAGACUUGAGUUUGCUGGAAGACGGAGUUGUGAAAGUUACUAACUGGAUUCUAGGACCGGCUGAAAGUUUGCUCAAUUCCAAGCAGAAAGUUGGCUAUGAUGUGGCGUCAGCUGAGGAGUUGAGGAGGGAGCAUGAGGCGAUUGAGUUGCAGUGUUGGGACACUUACGGGGCUUAUGCCGAGCUCAUUCACAAGAUUAAUAGUUUUCCGAAGAACGAUUUGGUCAAUUUUCAGUACAAGGAUUUGGUUUCGCAGAAGGAUUUUAUGGAUUUUGUGUGUCGGAGUUUCGCGCUCCGAUUGGAGAAGAGAAGGAAUGUUCUGAUAACGUCGUUGAGGUUCUUUCGGUUGGUUUCGGAGUAUUUUGAUAGGACGGGAGAAGUGUUCGAUUCUUUGGUCAUGGGGAGCAAGGUUGUGGAGUUUACCACAGCGGGGCAAAAGUUGAAGCAGUUGCAAGAGAGUCAAGCUAACUUAGAUGCUGUUGAACGCGAGUUGGUCAAAGAAGGAGAAAAACUCUCCGACAUGCUUUCAAUGCCCAUCAAAGACGCCCUAGGCCGCGAAAUUUUCGUUGAUUAUGCUGAAGACAUUGUCAACGUUCGAGACAUUCUAGACGCAACCACAGCCCGAAAAAAUAUCUUCAGCGACAGCGUCGAACUUCAGAAACUAACCCUUGAACAAAUCACCCACAUUUACAACUACGAAAAUGACAUUGCCCAAGCUAUUCAAUGGCUAGAUGAACUUUUCCAAGUCUUGCUGAAGGACCAUGGGCAUGUUGGGUGCACAGUUUACGAAAUACAGACACAAAAGGACGAACAUCAGACUUUUCAAGAGACUGCAAAGGACACUUAUAAUUAUGGUUGCCAACUACUUUAUGCCUCCCUCCAGUUGCGCCAAUCGUGCAAAUUGUCCUUAGACGACCAUGAAACCCUAAGUCGUAGUUUAAAGUACUCCUGGCAACGACUUUUGAACGUUUCGCAAGAACAAAUGACCAGAUUGAGGGUCAGUGCUGUGUUUCACCGCUCAGUUGAGGAGCAUUGCAACCAAUUGAGGGAUUUGAGGGAGGCUGUGGCCACCAUUCCCUUCAUGGAUCUGGUCAAGAAGAAGGCAAGAGUGAAGCAUUAUUUUGGAGUGAGGGAGAAGUUGAUGGUGGAGGUGGGGAGGAUGGUCCGCUUGGGGAGGCUGUUGAGGAGCCGAUUGAGGGAACCUCUGUAUUACAGCGAAACUGCGUCAAGUCCCUCCAUCGAGACCGAUCUUGGUUCAGAAGACACUGAAUCAAGUGGAGACAACGAAAUCGCGAUCGAAGCCAUCUCCGAAAGGCUAACCGAAGUGACAGGACUUGCUGAAGAGUUAGACCAAGCCCUACAUAGUGCCCAACAAGACUGUUCAAUUUUGACCUCAUCGGCCACUUCCACAUCAGUCACUUCUUCCGAACCCGAAACCGUCGUCUCUGUGAAAACAGUGAUGGAAGAAUCGAAAACCCCCAAACCGGAGGAACUAAAAAGCGACGACGAAUUCCUCACAGCCUCCGAAUGCACUCUCCAGCACUCUCGCUCCUCCUCGUACAACACCGCCUCCGAAUGCGAGCAUCGCUACUCCCCUUGGUGGGACUACGACAAGCCCAUCGAGGAGGCAAGCAAGGAAAAAAUGGUCCUUGCUGUAGGUCUCCCUGACCUACCUCCGCCCAAAAGCGUGCUCAAGCCCUCCCCGGAGGCCCCUCCCGGCAAGAUCGUGCACGAGGUGAUCGAAACCACCCACCUCAAAGUGCAGCAUUCGCACACUUUGGGGGUGGCGUCCUUCGUCCUGACCUCUGAGACCGUGCGCGACCAGAAAGGGGAGGAAGCUCGGGGGGCGCAGGCCGAGGCUGAGGGCUUUGAGAGGAGGGUGAAGGAGUGUGGCGACUGGAUUAAUCUCAAAAUCCUGGAAAUUACCCCGGAAUUGACCACACUAGGGGAUAAUCUUGCCGAAGCUCAGGAACUGCAAAAAGCUCACGAUGAAGUCCUUCGCCAGCUCAAAAACAAACAAAGCCCAGUCGAAGAGCUCCUCCGUCAAGCCGACCAACUUAUCGCCACUCAAAGACCCCGAGCUGAGGUCUAUGCAGCCAUGGCCGAGUCCUUAGGCCGGGCCUGGAAGGACAUCAACAGUUUGCUCGAACUCCGGAAGGAAAUCCUCGACUUGAACGUCCUCUACCACACCAAAGCCCAGGAGUUCUUCCAGAGAAUGGACGAGCUGGAAGCCUCCUGCACUGAUAAAGUUGUUCCUAUUGAAAUCGAAGCUGUGAAGGGCUUCUUGAACAUGAUCCAUGACCUGAGAAGGGCUUUGCUGGAGUCACUCAUGGGGGCUCUCCAAGCGGGAAACACGCUUUUGGGAAAACUGAAGGAACUAGGGGCUGAAGGCACACUCGAUUCGCGACCCGAUCGAAUCCGACCGUCUGUCAAUCGAGCCAUAAAUCAAGUUCAAGGAUGGAUGGAUCAGCUGCACCUCAAGCGCCAAGUUCUAGAAGCGACUUUCAAUCGAAGGAAGACUCAGCUAGAACAGUGUCUUGCUUUGGCGAUGCUUGCAGCUGAUUUGCACGAACUUGACGAUGUUGUACAUGAGAGGAGGAGGCUUCUAGCCAGUACGGACCAAUUGGGUGAUUCCAUAUCUAGUGCGGAACUGCUUCUCAACGAACACAAGAAACUGCUCCCGGAAGCGAAACAAUUACAAGAACGCGCUUUAAAGAUAACCAAAGCUACGGAACAACUUGUAGCUUCCGGUUGUUUCGCUGGGGAACAAGCAGCUGGACAAUCGUACGAAAUUCUUUCUGCCACGUCUGACUAUUACACGGAGGUGCAGAACAGGGAGAUCCUCCUUGAGCGGGUUCUUCAGUUCUUCAAAUCGGCCCAAAAUGCUUUGAGCAAAUUGGAUCAACUUGACCACCAAUUGACCACAACCAAACUGCCCUCAACCUCGCAACAACUAAUACAAUUGCAUGCUCAAAGCUCUAGGUCCAUAGAAGAGAUCACCAGUGGUCCCAUUGCCGAAGGACACGCUAUUCUGGAUCUGGUUGGAAGAGGGCGUUCUGGUACUGAAGGUGUUAGACACAAAGUUGAAGAAUUGGAAAAUAGGAAAAUCGCCUUGGACCGGUUAUGUGUCGCUCACAAGGAAGAGAACAUUCGAAUUAAUAAAGCCCUGAACAACUUUCUGGAAUCACACAAUGAAAUUUACUCGUGGUUGGUUAGCGUUGCCGAAGCUUUCCUCCACGAGCAUCGAAACAUGGGCGAUGAUCUACCUUUGGCUAGGGAUUUCCUCGAUUUGCACAACAAACUACUCAACGAUUUACAGACGAAAGGAAACGAAAUUAACGCUUUGAUACUAACCCUACCGCCGAUUCUCGAAUUUUUGGAGGAUAACCAAAGGAAGGACGUCGAUUCCAAGGUGGAGGAGAUGCACGAAAGGUGGAUUGGUUUAAAGAAUGUGUUAGAGAAUAGAUUGGAUUUGGCGAGGAUUUACGUCAAGUUCCACAUGGAAGCGGAUAUUGUUAACCAGGAGAUGGAUAAUUUGGAAAGGGAGUUGUUGCAGAAUCAGGAUCGGGUUACUGAUGAGAUGAUGAGGCACUUGGAGGAGAAGUGGGAGUCGCUGGUGCCGCUCUACCAAUCGGCGAAGAAUACGGGGUUGACGUUUAUUGACCAGGCUAACAAGGUAUCUGAACCGUAUCUCGACACGAAGCGAGCUUGUCUGUGCGUGGAGUCCGUGCUGGAACGGCUGUCGGGACGACAGUUACUUGUGACCAGGAAUUGGCAGACUUUCCAUGCACAAGUUGUGGAAAAACGCGAGCUGUUGGUGCGACUUGAGCAAACCAUGGCCGAAAGCACCAAGACUAUAAACUGGGUGACGAAGCUCGACGAACAAUUGUAUCCGGUAAUAACGACGAAUUCGACGAAUCCCAAAGAAAUAACAACACAUCUGUGCUCCAAACUCGAGAAGGUGCUACCAGACGUGCGAAAAGCGCAAGUCGAGGUGGAGCAAAGAAUCAAAACGGCGGAAAAUCUCAUCUGCAAGACGCAAAGCAGCGAUGAGAAGACGCUCAAUAUCAAAAAUAAAUUAUCAGAGUUGGGGCGAAAGUUGUCAAAUGUUGCCAACGACUAUCAAGUGCUUUUGGAGAUGCUUAUCUCCUAUUUCAAGAAUUUGGUCGAGUUGGAUAGGAAAGUUGAGGAUUAUAGUGUGAAAACUGGAGCUGGUGAUAUCACCACUGUUGAAAAUUUGAUAAGAGAUCACGAAAUUUCCAAACAAAGGGUGUUGGAACUUUUCAAUAGGGCAAGGAUGGAGUGCGAGAAUGUUGCCCAAAGAAUUGCAAGGCAAGAACCACCACAAGCUGCUGAUUCCGACAUUCAGAAGCUCCAACACAUUUUGGAACUUAAGAGGGAUAAUUGGGAGAAUCAGUGGCGACAACGAAGAGACUCUCUGGAGGCUCAAAGACAAUUGUGUCAAUUCGAUACCGACUUGAGACAAAUUAACGACACUCUUGACGAUCUUGGUAACCAGUUGGAAGACAUGAAGGGGAAAUAUGGGGAGUCUUUAGCUGCUGCGAAAGCAACGUCUCAUGCUUUCGUCUAUUUUGAGAAAACUGUCGAUAUGCUCCAACAACGUAUCAAUGCCUUUUUGGACACUGGGGAGAAACUGCUUGCCGAAAGGCACUCCCAGUCUCCCCACAUCCAGAAGCAAAUUUCCCAGUUGCAAGACCGGUGGAACAAUUUCAAGAAACAAGUUCAAGAAACAAGAAAUUUGAUCGAUCUAAGCAUCCAGUUCUUCGAGCUUGUUGAGGAGGCAAACGAGUGGUUCCGUGAAGGAAGCCGUCUUCUGAUUAAUAUCGCCCGGAAAUCGAAUCUUGUCAAAAAACCAGAGGAAGCCCAACAGUUGCUUAACGAAAUCGAGAUUUUCCUCAAACCGGGCGAAGAACGUCAAAAUGAGAGAAUUCGAAAGAUAACUGAGUUAGCAACAAGGAUUUUCGGACCUCAACCACACUCAACAAUUGAGCAAGUCUUGCAAGAAAAUCGAGGAAUGCUAGAAUCGUUUUCUAGUAUCACUAAUGAAAUCAAUCAGUUGGCGGAGAAUUUAAGAUUGGCUGAGGAACAAAGAUUAAGGGAGAUUGAGGAAGCCAGGAUUCGGGCUGAAGAAGAAGCGAGACGUAGAGCUGAAGAGGAAGCUCGAAGAAAGGCGGAAGAGGAAGCAAGACGCAAAGCAGCUGAGGAGGAAGCUAGAAGAAGAGCGGAAGAAGAAGCAAGACGUAAAGCAGCUGAGGAAGAAGCUAGAAGAAGGGCGGAAGAAGAAGCCAGGUUGGCAGAAGCUAGGCGCAAAGCAGCUGAAGAAGAAGCUAGAAGAAAGGCGGAAGAAGAAGCUAGAAGAAGGGCGGAAGAGGAAGCCAGACGCAAAGCAGCUGAGGAAGAGGCUAGAAGAAGAGCAGAGGAAGAAGCCAGACGAAGGGCGGAAGAGGAAGCCAGGCUGGCGGAAGCUAGGCGCAAAGCAGCUGAAGAAGAAGCUAGAAGAAAGGCGGAAGAAGAAGCAAGGCGCAAAGCAGCUGAGGAAGAAGCCAGAAGACGGGCGGAAGAAGAAGCAAGACGCAAAGCAGCUGAGGAAGAAGCUAGAAGACGGGCGGAAGAAGAAGCAAGACGCAAAGCAGCUGAGGAAGAAGCUAGAAGACGGGCGGAAGAAGAAGCAAGACGCAAAGCAGUUGAAGAAGAAGCUAGAAGAAGGGCGGAAGAGGAAGCCAGGUUGGAAGAAGCUCGAAGAAGAGCGGAAGAAGAAGCAAAAUUAGAAGCAGCCCGAAUCCAGGCUUUGGAAGCUCAAAAACCCAAAAUUGAAGCUCCUGUCUUCACUUCCCCUCUCAGUGACGCCAUCAUUCAGGAAGGUUCCCGGUUUACUUUCAUGUGUCACGUGACUGGGACUCCCGUCCCGGUUGUAACCUGGUUCAAGGAUGGUAUUUCGAUCCAGAACAAUCCCGAUUACCAGACAACUUUUGAUCAAGGAUUGUGUACUCUUACCAUUGAAGAAACUUUCGCUGAAGAUUCCGCCAAAUACACUUGUAAAGCCAUUAACGCGGCUGGUUCCGCCGAAACUAGUGCUUGUUUGUCGGUGAAGGAAACGGAACCGGAAGAGCAAUUAUCACCGCCUACUUUUGUGAAGUUAUUAGAACCGGGAAGUGCACGAGAAGGAGCGGGUUUUCAGUUUUAUUGUAAAGUGGAGGGAAAUCCGUUACCGACAGUGCAGUGGUUUAAAAAUUAUGAAUGUAUUGAUAAUUCGCCGGAUUAUGUGAUUACGUAUAAUAAUGGAGAGGCGAUUUUGAAGUUCGACAAAGUGAGUUUGGAGGAUAAGGCCGAGUAUACGUGCAAGGCAACCAAUGAGCUGGGGGUGGCGCAAAGCACGGCCAGCUUGACUGUGACACCUCUGGAGCCCACCGAAGCGCCCAAGUUUAUCUUGCCGCUGUCCAACGUGAUGGCGAGGGCCGGCCAGAAAAUAAAAUUGGAAUGUGAGGUCUCUGGAUUGCCCCCACCUAUCCUCACUUGGACACACAACGGCAAAGCGGUGAAAGAAGCGCGCGAGCUUAAGUUACAAUUCGAGGGAAAUAAAGCGACAUUGCUCGUGUUCGAAGCCUUUCCUAAAGAUGCAGGGACUUAUGUUGUGAACGCCAAAAAUAUAGCCGGGGAGGCAUCAAGUGCUUGCAGCGUUUCGGUCAAAGGAAGACUUCCGACGGAAACAUCCGACUCUGAACUUGCGAGUGACAUGGAACCGGUCAAACCUUCAAUUCAGCUACCCUUGACCAAUGUUAGUGUGACCGAAGGUAACAGGGUUCGACUGGACUGUGUUAUAGUGGGACAACCGGAACCGGAAGUCAUUUGGUACCAUGAUGAUCGUCCCGUUAAGGAAUCACCAGACUUCCAACUACUCUUCCAAGGUGAUCGUUGCUCGUUGAUCAUCCAGGAAGCCCUCCCUGAAGACGCUGGACAGUACAAAGUUGUAGCUCUUAACUCAGCUGGUGAAGCUUCAAGCAAAUGCUCACUAACCGUGGUACCAGACAGUGGGACCAAGCCACCAGAACCGGAAGAACCACCCGGAACUCCUCCCAAAUUCACCAAACUCCUCUCCGAUGUUCUCGUCUCUGAAGGGGAGAAAGUCGAGUUUGAGGGGUGUGUUACCGGGGAACCCACCCCCGAAAUCAAGUGGUUGCUCAACAACCAACCCAUUACACCCACUGAUCACGUCAAAAUAACCCACAAUUCUGAUGGUACUAUCCGACUGGAAAUCGCAAAUGUGCGACCUGAGGAUAAGGGGGUGUACACAGUCAAGGCUACCAACUCUUCAGGCGAUGCCAAAUGUUUCGCCCAACUUAUCGUCAAGUCCAUGAAACCACCCGAAAUUAUCAAACACGAGGAAAUCAAGUCGGGUCCGAGUUUCAAAGAGUUGUUCAACGAUAGAGUCGCUUUUGAGGGUACUUCCACCAAAUUUGAGUGUAUAGUGGUGGGGAAACCCACCCCUAAAGUGCGGUGGUUGUUCAAUGGGGAACCAAUAACUGGCAGGAAGAUUUUAAUUUCGACUUCAGGCGAUCGUCAAGUUCUGACUAUUCCGGAAAUAAGCAAAGAUCUCGAAGGUACCAUCACUUGUGUGGCUGAAAACGAAGUUGGGAAAGCUAGUUGUGCCGCCCAUUUAUCUGUCCAAAGUGUUUCUACGAUAACUCUCCCGGAAUUUUCUCGAGAUAUUUCGCAACAUGUCGAGUCCUCCUACAUUCUAAACCGGGAGGUGCAUACCCAAUCCUCCACUUCAACCUCUCGCAAAAUGGAAACUUUCACCGGUACUCAAGAACCUCAAGUCCAAGUCCAUAGUUUCUCUCAAAAAGACCAACAAAGCUUCAAACAAAUCAACCAAGAAGCUCCCCAAAUCAGCGAAUCUCAUAAAAUCGAAGAGUACCACCAAGUUGGUAAACAACCACCUACGAUAAUCGAAAAAUCAUCGUCAUUGUUCACUACUGGUACCACCGAGGAGACCAAACAGAAAACCAUUGAGCACGUGGUCCACAAACCCGUGAUCAAAACACGACCUCCGAAAUUUAUCACACCAGUGAUGGGCAAAAUCGUCGACCAGAACGUUGACGUGGUACUUGAAGGGAUAGUUGAUGGGCAACCCACCCCUGAGAUCACUUGGACCAAAAACGGGGAACAGUUAAGGGAGUCUUCAGGUGUUCAAAUACACUUUGACCGGAAUAAAGUCUCCGUUGUUAUCAAAAAUGCAACUAUUGAUGAUGCUGGGAGAUACACUUGUACGGCGGUUAAUGAGGCUGGAAAGGCGAUAAGUACCGCCGAUUUGGUCGUACGAAAAACUGUCUUUCCGCCGGUUUUCGGACGCCGGCUACAAGCCCAAGUUGUCAAAAAAGGGGAUCGCGUUAUUAUGGAAGUUGAGGUUACGGGAACCCCUGAUCCCACAGUCACGUGGUACAAGGAUGGAGUACCUAUUGGUGAGGCUCUUGGAGAUAAAGCAAGGAUCAGGUCGAUGGGAAAUUCACACACUCUUGUCAUAGAGAAAGCUGAGUUAAAUAUGUCUGGAAGAUUUAUGGUACGGGCGGUCAAUUCUGGUGGCGAAGCUCAAAGUAUCGCCGAUAUUGCUGUUUUUGAACCAACUCCUGACACCAUGGUGGAAGUGGUCAAGACUGUUGUAUUUGAGGAUGUACGAAAGCAUGAAACUCUGACCUCAGCUGCUGAUAAAGUCUCAUCUACAGUUUCAACAAUCCCUAAACCAGUCGAAAUCCCUAAAAUCCCUGAAUCAUCCCAUGUUUCUUCCAGAUCUGAAUUCACAUCAAUGACCAAACAAGAAAUUUCCAAAGAAUCAAAAACAAUGAAAUUUGAACAUACGGUACCAGAAAUACCAAUGCCAAGAGUACCAACGCCUGUUUUAAAACUAGAAACUGAUUAUCAGAUCUGCCAACCAUCAAGCGAAAUUAUCCAAGAGAAAAAAGUCGAAGAGACUGGAAUUGAAACAAGCUCAAUUUCGAAACAAUCGUCACUCCAGUACUUCGUCAAAAAGAUCAAAGAAGGGGACGAGCCGGUACCACCACCCCUCAAAGAAACCACAAUUCCGGUUCCUAUCAAACCGGAGGUUUACAAAAAAUUUGAAGAAGUUUCAAAAACUGAAACAUCAAUUCCUAUCAAGAUUGAAAAACCCCCUGAACCCGUCCAACAAUAUAAAUCCUUCACGCGCGAUGAAGUGAGUUUAAGACCGGAACCACCAGCUGAAAUCAUUUACCCAUCGCCACCCUCGAUCUCCAAAGUCCAGGAAAAAGUCAAAUUGAUCGAGGAGAAACCUAGAGAGUUUUCGGAAAAAAUUGAAAAGUCGUACCAGGCUUCAAGUGACAGCCGCUUUGAAAGUGAAGUCAAAGGAACUGAACCUUCACCACAAGCCCUUCAAAUGGAGAAAGCCUGGGCUCACAAAUUCACAGACACACAAACCGACAAACCCUGGCCGCCACCACCACAACCCGAAGUACUACCGUCAUGGUCCGUUCAUAGUACUUUGGAAAAGAAAUGGGCUCCUGAAGUGAAAACUAGCGAACACAUGGUCAAAGAAACUAAAACUGUGAUCGAAAAGACCCCAAUUCAGCAAACUUUUCGGAAAACUGAGGUUAUAACCCAGGCUCCACCUCCUGUUGUUACACACUAUAUCGGAAAAGUGACAGAUUUACAACAUAGUACUUUUGUACAAUCACAUUACGAGACUAGUAGUGAGAAAAAGGAAAUAGUCGAGGAAAGAAAUUUGCGACCGUCGGAAGUGAGCAAAUCCUGGCCUCCACCUCCUAGUAUUGAAUCCUUGAUUCCGAUUCGACCUGUUUCGGUUCAAGACAUUACUGAUGAAGUAUAUUUGGAGCCAGGCCCCCCACCCGAAAUUGCUUUUGCCCAACCGCCACCACGCGAACGUAGCCAAUCAUACGUCGAGAUGGUUGAGCAAGACUUGGAGAGGAAUUUGGUUAAAAUUCCGGCGAAAGUACCCCCAGGGGCCGUCAGGACCAUCCCUCCGCCACUCCCACCCAAAAAAGAACAACCAAAAGCACCCCCAAUCCCCGCAAAACCACUAAAACCAACAAAACCGUUUGAGCGGUUCCCGGAUUUAGAACCGUUUCCGUUCAAACCUGAACCAGAGAAACCUAAACCACCAAAAGUUGGCCCACCUCCAACUCCCUCGAAAUUUAUCAAAGGGAGGUUUACUGAUAGUGACUACGAGAGUGAUUUUGAAUCAGUGAGGAUACCACCAAAGUGGAAACCCUCACAAAGCGAUACUGAAGAACCCAGUUAUCGCAAAGUCAGGGCUCCAAAGUUGGUUUCAACCGGCAGGUCAAAAUCAGUAGAGCCGGAACCGUUGCCUCCGUCGAAAUUUGACCAUCCUCCUCAAUUUGAAGGUCCUCCAAGACCUGAUAUUAAUCUAGAGGAGGCUAGACGCAAGAAAGAGACUCUUCAACAAGUUAAGAAACAAACUAAACACUAUACAAGGAGUCACGAGAUCAGAAAAGAGGUGGUACCUCCUCAACCCCCGAUUGACAUCAAACCAGGAUCUCCGCCUAUUUUUGCAGAGGCACCGCCUCUUGAAAAGAAGGUUAAACCAGAGUCGCCCAAAGCCAUCAAGCACAAAAUGGCCGUCGAUGGGUAUAUGGCAGACACUGACGAACCAUUUUCGCAGAGAAAAACUAUGAAAACUGAAUACAGGCAUGAGGAAAAAUCUGAGUUUAAACACUUUGCGCAAAGUAGCGAAAGUUUACAAAAGGUCGUCCCUAAACCCACCCCUAAAUUCCCCCAGCAUAAGAAACACGUGACCUCGGCGGUGACUUCGACAAAGAAGGAACUAGUGGCCACCCCCAUCAUCACCAGCAGCUCCACCCACCACCACACCGAGCACCACGAAAAGCACACCAAACUCGAGCCCUUCCCCUUCAAACCCGACCCUCCCCGUGGCAAAAAAACCCGAGGUCCCCCACCCCCAAGCCCUUCAAAGUUCAUUAAGGGCGAAUUUCGCGAAAGCGAUUACGAAAGCGACUACGAAGGGCGUAUUCCACCCGUUUGGCGCCCGACUGAAUCCGACGGAGAGCCCACCUACAGGCCCGUUAGGCCCCUUCUUACACCCAGCGGCCGCCAAUCACAACAAUCGGGCCGUACCCCCACCCCUCCCACUGAAUUUGACCAUCCCCCACGCAUCGAAGGCCCGCCCAGGCCCAAAUUCGAACCAAUCGAAAAAUUCAAGCCCAGUGUUAAACUGGACGAGAUUAUCAAACAACCGGUGAAACCCAAACCAGUAGUUGCUGAAACGAUUAUAGCCACGCCUGCUGUACGUAAAGAUGUGGUGGUAAUACAACCGGGGACGCCCCCAGAAUUGGGGUAUGCCCCGCCCCGGAAAACACAGUACUACCGAUCUGUGACUAGUACUCCCUAUCACAAUGCAAUUCAAACGGAAACUUCGAACGUAAUGCAUUUUAAUGAAGCUAGUGAGAAUUGUAGAAGAACGGUUAGUCUUCAACAGACGACUAAAGUUAUCAAGUUUGGGGAUCAGGGGAGACGGGAGGAGAAGUUAGAACCGUUCCCUUUUAAACCGGAGCCGGAGAGACCACGACGUGGAAGUGCCCCACCUCCCCCACGUCCCACUAAAUUCAUCCCGGGCGAAUUUAGAGAAAGUGACUAUGAAAGUGAAGUCGAAAGUACCAGAAUUAAGCCAAAGUGGGCACCAAGUGGUAGUGAUUCGGAAGGAUAUCACUACAGACCGGUCAAAGCACCCUCAACGAGGUCUCUAAGUGCCCCAGCACCCAAGGAACGAGUCUUAUCACCUCUGGAAUUUGACCAUCCCCCUACUAUUAGUACCACCGAUGGUGAAACACGCAGUAGUUACAAACGAUUUACGGAGAGUAAAUCUGGUAAAGUUGUGGCUAGGAGUAGGUCGUACGAACCUCCCGUACAACCGGGAAGUCCACCAGAAUAUGGAUACGUUGCUAAGUCUACUGCAACUAAACUAGCGUCCCAGCAUAUGGAUAGUAUGACCCAUGCGUUCAAGAGUACUACUCAAAAGUUCGUCCAUGAUAUCAUGAAUGAUGUUAACAAAAAAUCGCAGCAGAAACCAGCGGUCAAAGCGCAAGAUGGGGACGCCCAGGUGUAUCGGGAAGAGACCAGGGCAGCCCAGUAUGGUACCAAGCACGUAGACCCCGAUACAGGUCUCAUCUACUUCAAGUACGACUUCGGUUACGAAUUCGGGAUAAUACUUCCCGGCGAAAGCAAACAAGGGGAAAUCCCCGUCCCCAAGAAAACAAUAAUCGAGCCUCCGAAACGCACCACCGACAUCGAAAUGCCCGUCUACCACGAAACCUCCCGCAAAAACGUAAAGUGGGAACCGACCUCCGAAAGCGAAAUGUCGGAGUACGAAGGCGAGAGCAAAAAGCGAGGUAGUACCUUGCACGCCUCAAGAUGGGAUCAGUCUUCUUGUAGUCCUGUUUCACUGUCGCCUAGUUUGCCUAGCACAUCUCCAGCUUUUAACAGUACUAUCGCAGCUUCGGGUCGAAAGGGAGCUGAAACUCCCCCCAGUUGCCCCAGCACUCCCGGAAGUACCAAAGUUUUGCAAAGUUCGGCUCGCGCCCCCAUGUUCAUAACGCCUCUUCGCAACAUCGCGGUAGUGAGCGGCCAGCCCGCCAAAUUUGAAUGUAUCGUCCAGUCGGAACCACCGCCCAACAUCCUAUGGUCGAAAAACGGCAGAAUCAUCGAAAACUCCAACGAUUAUCAGCUACAUUACCGGAAUGGAGUGUGUCGAUUGACCAUAUCCCAGGCUUAUCCUGAGGAUGCAGGUACUUAUGCUUGCACUGCCACCAAUUCUGUGGGUACUGUUAACACCACAGCAACACUUGAAGUACCAGGAGUCCCAUCGCACAUGUAUGGAACCUACCGGCAGCUGAAAACCGGUCGAAGGAGCGUCUCACCUGAAUUACAAUUCUACCAACGUCCUGAAUCGCCUUCAGCUGUGCAAGGCGGCCAGAUCCAGCAACAGGGCUACCAGCAAAUCGCCGGUUUCGGCCCUAAUGCCCAGCCCCCUGUCUUCGAGAAAGUUUUUAGCAACGCCCGCUUCGCCCAAGGAGGCGUAGCCUCUUUCGAAGGGCGUGUCACCGGCAAACCGCAACCGGAAGUCACUUGGACGCGCAAAGGCGCUCCUCUCCUCUCCUCCAACAAGCACCGACUAACUUACAACGAAACGACUGGAGAUAUCACUUUCCAGAUUAACCAAAUAGGCCCCGGAGACGAAGGCGAAUACGUCUGUACGGCCAAAAACCAAUAUGGCGCCGCCAUUUGCUCAGUGUUCAUCCAACCAGAAGGCUUCCAAAUGCCCCAAAGACAGUCCUAUCAACGACACGAACAAACCACCACUUACUCGAACGGAACUUACGUCCAAGAGGACUUCAAAAUUGACACUUUUGAGUACAGACUACUCCGAGAAGUGUCUUUCCGCGAGUCGAUCACUAGGAGAUAUGUUGGUGAAAGCGAUGUUCAAAUUUCCACUACAGUGGAACGGUCUUUAGGACCUCCAGCUCCGCCCCAAAUUUCCCAAAAACCACGAAACUCCAAACUGUUGGAAGGCUCAGAUGCGGUGUUUUCAGCCAAACUCUCGGCCAACCCAAGACCCAGGAUUACAUGGUUCAGGAAUGGCCAAAGGAUCACAGAGACCCAAAAAUACGAAACCACUUUCUCAAACAAUCAAGCUUCGUUACGAGUCAAGCAAGCUACUUCUGAAGAUUCGGGUCAUUACACACUUCUGGCUGAAAAUCCGCAAGGUUGUGUUGUUUCUUCAGCUUAUUUGGCUAUUGAACCCGUCACAACCCAAGAAGGUUUAAUCCAUGAAUCAACCUUCAAGAGUCAGCAAACUGAAGUCGAGCAAACCGACACUGGAAAGACCCUCGCUCCUAAUUUCGUCCGAGUUUGCGGUGAUCGGGACGUCACUGAAGGGAAAAUGACCCGUUUUGACUGUAGGGUCACUGGAAGACCUUACCCUGAAGUCACUUGGUUCAUAAACGGCCGCCAAGUCACCGACGACCACAACCACAAAAUCCUAGUCAACGAGUCCGGAAACCACGCCCUUAUGAUCACCACAGUGAGUCGCUUGGACUCCGGAGUGGUGACUUGCGUGGCCCGGAACAAAACCGGAGAGACCUCCUUCCAAUGCAACUUGAACGUAAUCGAGAAGGAGCAAGUGGUAGCUCCCAAGUUCGUCGAAAGGUUCACUACAGUAAAUGUAAGGGAAGGAGAGCCAGUUUUACUGAACGCUCGAGCUGUUGGUACUCCUACCCCACGUAUCACUUGGCAGAAGGACGGAGUCCCUUUGGCGAGUAGCCACGAAGUGCGGAUCGCGAUUGACGGUGGAGCCACUUCCUUGGAUAUAGCAAGGGCCAAGGCGUCGGAUGCUGGAUGGUACCAAUGUACUGCACAGAAUGUUGCCGGCUCCACCGCUACUCGCGCUAGGUUGUUUGUCGAAACGCCACAAGGGCCGAUGCAGGAACCCAAACGUCUGCAUCUGCCUCGACCGACCAAAAUCAUCGAACCUGAACCCGAACCUGGCCCAGAAGUCAUCUACCUCCGACACGUUGAACGCGCAAAGCCUCAUGCCCCCGCCGCUGAAGAAGACCGAAUUUAUCCCCCACCCCAGUUCAUUAUCCCUCUACAUGAUGCUGUUCAAUUUGAAGGAGGAAAAGUACAUUUCGAGGCCAGGAUUGAACCAGUUGGCGACCCCACCAUGCGUGUGGAGUGGUUCAUCAACGGAAGACCCCUGGAAGCUAGUUCUCGCGCUACUUCCAUCUUCCGUUUCGGCUUCAUCGCCCUCGACCUCAUCAGCCUCGUCUUGAAAGACAGUGGCGAGUACGUUUGCCGCGUCACCAGCUCCACCGGCUGUGUGGAAUCCCGAGCCAUGCUUAGUGUGAACCCCCGAGCUUCCAUCGAGCAAACCAGCCAACACCCUGACAGUCUCAAAUACAUCCAACAACUAGAAGACUACUCCAAGUACCAAAGGAGCGACAGUCUCGAAGAGUCAAUCAACCAGAAGCCUCACUUCAUCCGUCCACUCCAAGACCUGGGGGAGCUUCAAGAAGGUCGCAACGCUCACUUUGAGGCGCAGUUAACCCCCGUGAGUGACCCCACCAUGAAAGUGGAGUGGUACAAAGAUGGUCGACCAAUCACCGCCAGUUCAAGAAUCACCACGAUCUUCAACUUUGGCUACGUUUCUCUCAAUAUUAUGCACCUACGGGCUGAAGAUGCCGGUUCUUACACUGUGCGGGCUGUUAAUAGACUCGGGGAAGCCAUAAGUAGUGGCACUUUGCAAGUUUACGCCAGGUCUACAGUCACCGGUGAUUUGGGAAUCCCGGAACAACAAAGAUAUAUCGAGAAAGUUGAAGAAUUGGAAGCUUACCAACAACAACAGCACCAGAAAUACGUACUGGAAACCCCCGAAAGCUCCCAACCACCAGAAUUCAAAACCCCGAUCAAAGACCAAGUCGGGAUCCGGGAAGGAGGUUUCGCUCAUUUUGAAGCCAGACUUGAACCAGUCGGCGAUUCAACCCUUAAAGUUGAGUGGUUGAAGGACGGACGUCCAGUUGAAGCCAGUUCCCGAAUCACUAGUUUCUUUAAUUUUGGAUACGUUGCUCUCACCAUCAAAGAAGUGACCAUUCACGACGUUGGUAACUACACUUGCCGGGCCUUUAACGCCCUUGGUCAAGCUGUGACCACAGCCCAGUUGAGUGUGGUCAGCAAGAAAGAUAUUAUUUUUGACUCUCAACACCCCGGCGGACUUGAAAAAAUCCAAUACUUGGAGGACUCCAGCCGGUAUAAUCGCACCUCCAAAGAGGAGGUUCAAGUAACGCAAAAACCCAGGUUUUUGGGACCACUUAAAGGUACUAAUAAGAUUGUUGAGGGACAGCGGGCGCAUUUUGAGGCCCGUGUUGAACCUCAGAGUGAUUUAACUUUGAAGAUUGAAUGGUACUUUAACGGCAAACCGAUACAGAGUGCCAAUAGAAUACAGACAUAUCACGAUUUUGGCUACGUAGCGCUUGAUAUUUUGAGUGUGAGAGAGGAGGAUUCGGGUACUUAUACUGUGGUGGCGAGGAAUGCACUUGGCGAGGCGCAACUUUCGGCCAGUAUGGUCGUUGAAACUCGCGCUAGUAUCGACACUAGAAGCAUGCACCGCUCAGCCUUUGACAAAACCCAAAGACUUGAAGAAUCAAAAUUCGUGGAACCUCACUACGACAUUGUCGAAACUUCUAAAUCCAAACCAAUUUUCGUGGUACCACUCUCAGAUCCCCAACCGUUGACUGAGGGCCGGAACGUGCACCUUGAGUGUCGUCUUGAACCCAUGGGAGACCCAACAAUGAGAGUGGAAUGGUACUGUAACGGACGACCCAUUACUGUGGGUUCCAGAUUUAGGACUUACAACGAUUUUGGCUUCGUGGCUUUGGAUAUCAUCCAUGCUACGGCCCUUGAUUCUGGAGAAUAUACAGUACGUGCUGUUAAUCAAUUGGGCUCGGCUCAUACCUCGGCCUGUGUCCGAGUAAUCGAACGAUCUGAUAUCAUCACGGAAACACAACACGAACAAUCACUUGAACAAAUCCAAAUGCUUGAAGACGCGUCCAGGUAUCGGAAACACGUGGACGAAGAAGUAACUGUGCUACAAGGGCCUCAGUUCACCCGUCCCUUGCACAAUAUUGAAACAGUUGAAGGAACCAACGUCCAUAUGGAGUGUCGGUUGCAACCAGUGGGUGACCCAACCAUGAGGGUUGACUGGUUUUGUAACGGAGUACCGGUCAAAGUAGGCCAUAGGUUCAGGCCAGCGUAUGACUUUGACUACGUCGCUCUGGAUCUCUUGAGUGUUUAUCCGUCCGAUUCCGGGGUUUACACCUGUCAAGCCCGGAACCAACUUGGCGAAGCUGUGACCUCAUGCUCGGUCAAAGUGAUUGCCAAGAAGGAUUUGUUACUUGAAACCCAACACCCCGCAGGUCUUGAAAAAAUCCAAUACCUUGAGGACUCCUCUCGCUACAAACGGACGGAAUUCGUCGAUGAACAAGUCACCGUUAAACCAAAAUUCGUGACUCGACCUAAAAACCUCGAAAAUAUGGUUGAGGGCCAACAUGCCCACUUUGAGUGCAAACUCGAGCCCGUCACUGACCCGAAUUUGAAAGUCGAGUGGUUCAAAAACGGGCGCCAAAUCACAAUCGGUCACAGAUUUAGACCAAUUCAUGAUUUUGGUUACGUUGCGCUUGACGUUGUCGAUUUAAUCGCUGAAGACUCCGGUACUUACACUUGCCGAGCUACUAAUCUAGUCGGCGUGGACGAAACUACAUGUUACCUCAAAUGCCGAGCUUCGGGUCAGAUAAUCACAAGUACCCAGAACGAAACCGGGUUGCAACAAAUCCAACACUUGGAAGACCGCUCCAAGUACCACCGAGCCGAAGAGAUCGACGAACGCACCACUCAAGCCCCCAUUUUUACGACUUCUUUGAAAAAUGUCGACAUCAAAGAAGGGCAAAGAGCGCAUUUCGAGUGUCGAUUGAUCCCAGUUUCGGACGCUACUAUGAAAGUUGAGUGGUUCCACAACAACCAACCGCUCAAAUCCGGCUCCAGGUUCACCGAAACUAACAAUUUCGGGUUCGUUGCUUUGGAUAUCCUCUAUGCGUACCCGGAGGACUCUGGUACUUACACCUGCCGGGCUACAAAUAUCUUAGGCGAGGCUGUAACGUCAGCUGUCUGUAAUGUGCGUUCAAAGAAAUCGAUUUAUUCGGAAACUGUGCAUGAAGGUGCCCUCGAACGCUUAGUCCAAUUGGAGGACUCCUCCCGGUACCAGAGACAGGAAGUCCAGGAAGAGGUGGUCAAUCAAGCUCCUGUUUUUACGAUGCCGAUCAAAGAUUUAAGAGUGGCGGAAAACCAAGCCGCGCAUUUUGAAGCUCGUUUGAUUCCUGUUGGAGACUCGCGGCUCAAAGUUGAAUGGUUGAGGAAUGGAGUACCAAUCCAAGCUUCUAAUCGCUUGACCACAAUGCACGAUUUUGGUUACGUUGCUCUUAAUAUGAAGUACGUCAACCCGGAGGACUCCGGUACUUACACCUGCCGAGCCGUUAACGAUUUGGGAGAAGCCGUAACGUCCGCAACCCUCUUCGUCCAAUCCAAAGCGUCCCUUCAACUUGAAUCCCAACACGAAGGAGCUUUACAAAAGCUGAGACAACUAGAGGAUUCCAGCAAGUACCAACGCCGCGAAGAGGAAGAAGUCGAAGUGACUCAAGCACCAAGAUUUAGUACCCAACUGAACGGACCUACUGACCUUGUCGAGGGUCAAAGUGCCCACUAUGAGUGUCGUAUUGAGCCCUACCCUGACUCCUCAAUGAAAGUUGAGUGGUUGCAUAAUGGUAAAGCUCUGAGUACCGGACACAGAUUUAGAACUGCAUAUGAUUUUGGCUUUGCAAGUCUUGAUGUUUUGACGGUUUAUGCUGAAGAUUCCGGCGAGUACACAUGCAGGGUCACCAAUAAACUGGGUCAAGCCCAGUCUUCGGUGGUCACCAAUGUCAAAUCUAAAUCUUCCAUAAUCCGUGAAACGCAACAUGAAGGUGCCCUCGAGAAGAUUCAGUACCUUGAGGAUGACUCUCGUUACAAGAAAGUUAGUCGGGAAGAUGCCAUUAUUUUGGAGAAGCCUCAAUUCGGCCGUGGCUUGAAAACCAUAGAGAAUCUCCCUGAAGGUUCCAGUGCCCACCUUGAGGCAACCUUGACCCCAGUCAAUGACCCGACAAUGAGAGUCGAGUGGUUUUGCAACGGACGGCCUAUUCAAACCGGUCAUAGGUUUAAGACAACUUACGAUUUUGGUUUCGUUGCCCUUGAUAUCCUCUAUGCUUACGCUGAGGAUUCUGGUACUUACAUGUGCCGGGCUAGGAAUGCAGCUGGUGAAGCUGUAACCACAGCCAACGUCCAGGUUAUAGCCAAAUCUGGACUGUACCUUGACACAAUGGACGAACAAAGACUUAAGAAAAUCAGGGAUCUGGAGAGUUACGAACGCCCCAAAAAGGAGGAAGUUGAAGCUCCACCCCAACGCCCAGUCUUCCUGACCCCAUUGGUCAGUUUGGAGAACCUCAAAGAAGGGGAACAUGCGCAUUUGGAAUGCCGGGUGGAGCCAGUUAAUGACGCAAACUUGAAAAUCGAAUGGUUCGUCAAUGGAGUCAAAUUAAGGGCUGGUCAUAGGUUCAGAACUACGCAUGAUUUUGGCUACGUUGCCCUUGACGUCCUAUAUACUUACCCUGAGGAUAGUGGUACUUACAUGUGCAAAGCUACUAAUCUAGUUGGCGAAGCUGUUAAUACGUGUACUAUCAAAGUAGGAGGGCGCAAAAGCAUUCUCUUGGACACGCACCACCCCGAAGGGUUGGAAAAAAUCAGAGAAUUGGAAGCUCAAGGUCACCCGACUCGUCUUGAAGUCGAGGAACCCAUCCCGACCCCUCCACGUUUGGUGACAGAACUACGCGGUACCACCGAAAUUUACGAAGGACAAACCGCUCACUUUGAGGCUCAAGUGGAACCAAUCCAUGAUCCUAACUUAAGAAUCGAGUUUUACCACAAUGGAAAACCAUUACCUUCGGCCAGUAGGUUCCACAUCACUUUUGAUUUCGGUUACAUUGCGCUUGAUAUCGGACAUUGUGUUCCGGAAGACGCUGGUGAAUACACAGUCAAAGCCAUUAACAAUCUGGGUCAGUGCACUUCGUCCAUCAAUUUGAAAGUUAUCGCCAAGAGCAAUAUUAUUCUGGAGUCACAAAGACCGGAAGGAUUAGACAAGAUUAGACAAUUAGAGGAACACCAACCGUACAAACGGCCAGAACAUGACGAACCGGUGACUAGGCAAAGGCCAGUUUUCACCCAACCACUCCAGAAUAUUGAUAGUAUUCAAGAGGGACAAACGGCGCACUUUGAGUGCAGACUUAUCCCAGUCGGAGACCCCACACUUAAAGUAGAGUGGUUCCGUAACGAAAAACCGCUGGAAGACAGUUCCAGAAUCACAAAAGUGCAUGACUUCGGGUUCGUUUCACUUGAUAUCACCCAUGUUAGGGAUGAAGACGAGGGAGUCUACAUUUGCCGGGCCUCGAAUCCUCUUGGGGAAGCUGUCACGACUGCUUCUAUGAAAAUUAGAACCAAAGCCAGCAUCCAAUUGGAGUCCCAACACCCUGAAGCCCAACGCAAAAUCGCUCAACUGGAGCAACCCCUUGCCCCACGUCCAGAAGAACCCGAACGCCACUUCGAAAAACCCAUUUUCACCCAACUUCUCACUGGACCCACCGAACUAUGGGAAGGUCAACACGCUCAUUUCGAAGCCCGGGUGGUACCAGUCGGAGACCCAAGCUUGAGGUUCGAAUGGUACGUCAACGGAGUCGAACUCAAGCUGGGUUCAAGGUUCAAGGUUACGCACGAUUUUGGGUUCGUUACCCUUGAUAUCAUGUCGACUGUUCCUGAAGACUCGGGAGUCUACAUGUGUAAAGCUAUCAAUAAAUCAGGGGAGGCCGUUUCCUCAAUUUCAAUGAAAGUCAAGUCGAAAUCAAAUAUUGUUGGUGAAACUCUUCAACCCGACGCUUGGCAGAAGAUUCAAUUGAAGGAAGCCGAAAUGAAUAAAGUACCAGAAAUGUUCGUUGAUACUACUCCUCAACAACCACCAGUUUUUACAACCCAUCUCAAGAGCUACGAUAAGUUGGUUGAGGGUCAACAUGUGUAUCUUGAAGCUCAAGUCGAGCCAAGAGCUGAUCCCAACUUAAGAAUCGAAUGGUUCAAGAACGGAAUUUCGCUAACCACCGGUACCCGGCUUCGCAGUACUUUUGAUUUCGGGUUGGUGACCCUGUCUAUCAAUAGUUUGAGGGAUGACGAUUCGGCAAUUUACACUUGUAAAGCCACAAACUUGCUUGGCGAAGCCAUUUCAACCUGUACUCUCAAAAUCGAGGAUCGUCAUUGGUUGUUGGGACAAACCCUUCACCCUGACGCCAUCCCAAAACUGGAAGCUUUGGAACGACCGCAAGAAGCAAAGGUUGAGCAACCAGAACCCGUCUACGAACUCCCGAUCUUUAUCAGUCAUUUGAACAAUGUCGAAUGUAUGGAAGGUGAUAAUGUGCACUUUGAAUGCAACGUUGAACCAUCCAAAGACCCCACACUCAAAAUCGAAUGGUUUAUUAACGGCAAACCACUACCAUCUGGUACCAAAUAUAAGUCAACGUACGAUUUUGGAUACGUCGCACUUGACAUUAACCAUGUCUAUGAACACGACGCUGGAAUUUACACUUGCAAGGCUACCAACAGUAAAGGUUCAGCUACGACUUCUGGUUCCCUCCGUGUCACUUCCAAAACCAACAUUUACUUGGACACCCAACACCCUCAAGGUAAAUCAGGCCUUGAAGCAAUCGAAGACACUGAGCGAGCCUUUGCUGCAAAGUACCAACGCGCUGAUAGUACCCCUGACACCGAAUUCGGCAAACCCAUAUGGACCACACCCCUAAAUCCAGAGUUCAGACUAGUCGAAGGCCAACCCUUGCGUUUGGAAGGUACCGUCGAACCCAAAAACGACCCCAAUCUCAAGAUAGAGUGGUUCUUUAACGGCAAAUCCUUGGACCAUGGUACCAGAUUUAAACUAACCAGUGAUUUUGGUUUUGUGACACUGGACCUUGUCGAUGUUUACGAGCGAGACCAAGGUAUUUACACUUGCAAGGCUUCAAAUAAGAAGGGAGAAGCCUUUACCUCAACCACUAUCUACUGUACUAGCAAAGCUAACUUGAUCGAACGCACCCAACACCCCAAGGGUCAAGAAGGGUUGGAGAAAAUCCAAGAUUUGGAAGACUCGCUUAAUAGACCUGAAGCCCAAAUUCCGGAGAAGGAUGAAGGACAUGCUCCAGUCUUUACGUCAGAAUUCACUAACUUGACUAAUCUUAGUGAAGGCGAAAUUGCGCAUUUCGAGGCUGGGUUAACACCAAUCGGGGACCAGACCAUGGUAGUGGAAUGGUUCUACAAUGGUAAAACCAUUGAAGCCUCCCAUCGCUUCCGCACAGUUCAUGCGUUCGGAAUGGUGGUUUUGGAAGUCCUAGGUUGCAAAAUCGAAGAUUCGGGGACUUACACCUGCAAGGCCACUAACAAGUGGGGAAUGGCCGAACAAAGUGUCACACUUGAGUGUACGGAGAAGAUCAAGGGUCAAAAACCAAGAUUUACAACCCAGAUUCAAAACAUUGUCGGGCUUAAGGAUGGCCAAUCAGCUCACUUUGAGUGCACUUUGGUACCAGUUAACGAUCCCGAUUUGAAAGUCGAAUGGUACCAUAAUGGACAACAAAUUUUGCAGUCCUCCCGAAUUAAGACCGUUUCUGAUUUUGGUUUCGUCGUUAUGGACAUUUCCUACAUCCAAGACCACGAUUCUGGUGAAUAUGUGUGUCGUGCGUACAAUAAAUAUGGUGAAGAUUUCACCAAAGCGACAAUUUCGGCCCAAGGCAAGGGUGGAGUCUUCUCCGAAAGUCUCCAACCUGAUUCUUUGGCCAAAAUCCGGGAAUUGGAAAGUUUGCAAGGCCAACAGGCACAAGUACCGACAACUCCAGUGACGGAACCACCGAAAUUCAUUACGCAAAUACAAGACGUUAUGAAGCUUGUGGAAGGGCAAAGUGCCCACUUUGAAGCCAGGCUUACUCCAGUCACUGAUCCCGACCUUGUGGUCGAGUGGUACUACAAUGGGAAGAAGUUGCCUCAUGGGCACAGAUAUCGUACGUUCCAUGAUUUCGGUAUCGUAAUUUUGGACAUUUUGUAUUGCUAUGAGGAGAACUCCGGUACUUAUGAAUGCAGGGCUUAUAAUAAAUACGGCGAAGAUAGUACUAAGGCCAACUUGAAAUGCGUCUCGAAGGCGAACUUGAUCCUGGACUCGCAACUGCCGCGGGGCAUGGAGGGCGGAUUGGAGAAGAUCCAGACCCUGGAAGACUCCCUAACCCGCCAGCGCGACGAGAAAGUAACAGAAGAAAAAGGCCGAGCCCCUGUUUUCACAGUACCACUGUCCAACAUCGACAGCCUUCGUGAGGGCGAAAACGCCCACUUUGAAGCCCGAUUAAUCCCAACCGAUGAUCCAAAACUCAAAGUUGAGUGGUUCUGGAACGGUAAACCACUCCGAACUGGUUCCCGCUUCCGAACUUUCUGCGAUUUCGGUUUCGUUAUUCUUGAAAUAUCACCCGUUUAUCCCGAAGACUCUGGAGAGUACUCCUGCCGGGCUUUUAACGAGUAUGGGGAAGCCGUCACAACAGCCUCUAUGAAAGUUCAAGGCAAAAGAAGCAUUAUCCUUGAAUCGCAACUACCUAAAGGUAUGGAGGGUACCAUUGAUAAAAUUGCCGAGCUGGAAGGGCUCGGAAUGGUACCAUCUCAAGCCUCAGUGGAUGACGAUACCGGACGUCCACCUGAAUUCAUCACAACUCCCGCUGAUUUGACCCUUGGUGAAAACUCCUUAGCCCAUUUCGAGUGCAAGUUGAUUCCAGUCAAUGACCAGAGCAUGAGAGUCGAGUGGUUCCAUAAUGGUAAAGCCUUAUGGGCCGGCUCCCGCAUUAAAACCAUCAACGAUUUCGGUUUCGUCAUUCUGGAAAUUUCGGGUGUUUACCAACGAGAUUCCGGUUUGUACACUUGCAAGGCAACCAACAAACACGGUGAAGCCACCGUUUCGUGCAAAUUGCAAGUGAGGGGUCGCCAAGGGAUCAUUCUGGAACCCCAACUACCAUCAAACUUUAAGAGCGGUACUGAAAGUAUCCAAAAACUCGAAGAAACGCUUUACAAACGUGAAGAAAUCACAUCAGAAGAAGAAAAACCAAACCCUCCACGCUUCAUUGUCGAAAUCAAGGACAAUGUGGACGUUCCUGAAGGAGGUCCAGUUCACUUUGAUUGCCGGGUGGAACCCACCAAUGACCCAACCAUGCGUAUUGAUUGGUUCCACAACGGACGACCAUUUGCCACCGGUUCAAGGGUCCACCAAAUCAAUGAUUUUGGGUUCAUUUCGCUUGAUAUUGACUAUACCUACUCUAGAGAUGCUGGCGAAUAUAUUUGCAGAGCUACUAAUAAGUGGGGUUCUGCCACCACUAAAGCCACAGUUACGUCAAAGUCUAAACGCACCAUUGACUACGAAUCGCAACUUCCAGCUGGCAUGAGCGCAGAAAAACUCAAAGAAUUGGAAAAGGGGAAAGUUGAAGAGAAGCACCAAGAGGAAAAAACGUACUCUCCACCCAAAUUUAUCACACAAAUCGAGUCCACAACUGUGGAAGAGUCCGAAUCUGUGCGAUUUGAAUGUCGAGUGGAACCCAAAGACGACCCUAAGCUACGUAUCGAGUGGUACCGUAACGGAAAAUUGCUUCCUUCAGGUCACAGAUACAGAACCGUCUACGAUAUGGGAUUCGUCUCACUUGAUAUUCUCUACGUUUAUGCUGAAGAUUCCGGAGAGUACGUUUGCCGUGCCGUUAAUGACUAUGGUGAAGACUUCACCAAAGCCAAAAUCACGUGCAAGAAGCUACCAAACAUCAUCCUCCAAAACCAAGUACCCAAAGGAAUGAAGAAGUCGGAAACUUUAAUGCAGAUGGAAGCCGCCAUCAAAAAGUACACCUCAGAGAUACAUUUAACGGAAGACGAUUUGUACGACGCUGAUAAGAAGCAACCACCGCGCUUUGUCACCCAAAUCCAAAGUCAGGAGACUUUAGUUGAGAUGCAAACAACUAAAUUUGAGUGUCAGCUGGCUCCAGUUGGAGAUCCGAAUAUGAAAGUCGAGUGGUUCUUCAACGGAAAGCCUCUCCCUCACAAAAACCGAUUUACUCCCAUCUAUGAUUUCGGUUACGUUGCCAUGAACUUCGGUUGGGUGUAUCCUGAGGACAGUGGUGAGUACCUCUGCCGGGCUACCAACCUGUACGGUAUGGACGAGACCAGAGCUGUUAUCAAGACUGCCGGCAAGCCUGGAAUUAUCUACGAUUCCCAACUUCCGAAAGGAAUGAAGAGUAUUGAGAAAAUCCGUGAACUUGAAGCCGCUUGGCAAGUUGUUCCGGAAGAAGCCGCCGAGGAGAGUAAACCUCGCUCAGCUCCGGUCUUUGUGAGCAGACCGGAACCUUGCACCGUCCAGGAGGGAGAAUGGGCCCGGUUUUGCUGCCGAGUCACCGGUCACCCACGACCAAGGGUCAUGUGGUUGAUCAAUGGUCACACCGUUGUUAAUGGAUCAAGGUACAAAUUGACCUAUGACGGGAUGUACCAUAUGGAUAUUCCAAAAACUCGCCAGUACGACACCGGGAAAGUGGAAGUAAUUGCUCGAAGUUCUGUGGGAGAAGCGAUCGCUGAUACGGAACUGAAGGUCAUUCCUAGACAAGACGAUUACAGAGGGGUUCUUAAAAAUUCACCAAGACCCUGGUACGACCUCGAAUUGGCUCAGUACCAGAAAGAACGAUCUGAAACCGAACUUGAAAAAGUUUUCGACGAACGCAACACGAUGCAACGCGAGCAAGGGCUCAACGUCACAGGCAUCCACGUCCAGCCUAAAGAAUUCAAAGAGGAACAAACCGAAUGGCAAAAAUCAAUCAAGAACAAGAAAACUGAAGAUUACUACUCCAAAAUCCAAGAACUGGAAAACGAGCAAGUGACCAAAGAAAUCAAACUACGAGAAGCCUCUCACCAGUUCGCCAUUCCUGGCGAGAAGAUUGUUUCGAGUUCGCUGGCUAAAGGGAUGGCCCAGAAAUAUCAAGAGAACUUAGAAGAAAAACCGGAAAAAGUUGACCUCAGACCUAUCCCUUAUUUGCCCAAAGCCGAGGAAAAAGUCACUCCACACCGCGACCAAGUCCAACUACGCAAAACCGACAAAGGCAAAGAAAUGGAGCAACAGCGCGAAGUGAUCGUUGAUUCGAAAAAAGGAGCUUAUCCGCCAGAUCCGACCGAAUCUGGCGUCCACGGACGGGAAAUUUAUGUGACCAAACAACGCCAAACACAGAAGGAAAACGUCGGAGAUAAGGAAAUCACCCGACACAUUACAGCUACUGAAACCACCGAUGUGGAACACAAAGCCAAAACUCAGGAGAAACUAGUCCAGGGUCAAGUACUACCAAGCAAUCCCCCUGUCUUUACUAAGAAGAUCCAACCUUGCUUGGCCUUCGAAAACACUUCGGCUCGCUUCGAAGUUGAGUUUGACGGAGACCCGUUACCGAAAGUUACCUGGUACCGGGAAAAUUUCCCGAUUACGAGCUCCCCUGACUUGACCAUCUACACAUUUAGUACCAAAUCAAUCUUGGUGCUUCGCCAAGUCUUCGUUGAAGAUUCUGGUGUCUUUAGUGUUGUUGCUGAAAAUCGGGGAGGUACCGCAAAAUGCAGUGCCAACUUGGUGGUCCAGGAACGGCGAAGUCAGGCACGUGGUGGUGUGGUACCACCUAGUUUCGUCACAACCAUUCAAAGUGCCACCUCCAACGUGGGUCAAUUGGUACGUUUUGAUGCCAGAAUCAAUGGUACCAAACCCAUUGACGUCUACUGGCUCAAAAACGGCAAGAAAAUCUCCUCCGACAUCCGCUACAAGACUUUGGAAGAGGACGAAAUCUACACCCUCCUCAUCAUCGAGGUGGUACCUGAAGAUUCAGGAAAAUACGAAUGUGUGGCAAUUAACAGCGCCGGCGAAGCCCGUUGUGAAGCCGACUGUCAAGUCACCCGUCCUGCCACCCCUUCAAAACCCGCCAAACCCACCACCCCCACCGGGGAAAAGGCCCCCAGUAUUGUCGAGCCCUUGAAGGAUCAAAAGGUCCGUGAAGGUCAAGCUGUGGCGUUCAGAUGCAAAAUCACCGCCAAGCCGGCGCCGACCAUCAAAUGGCAGAAAGGCGAUAAGGUUAUCAAGCCGUCCAAGUACUUCCAAAUGGUCAAAGACGGGGAUUAUUACACUUUGAAGAUUUCUGAAGCCUUCCCCGAAGAUGAAGGUGUUUAUAAAUGCGUGGCGUCGAAUCCAGCUGGUACUGUUACGCUCCAAGCGAACUUGAAGGUAUUGGCGCCUGAAACGCAAGAAGUUGCUCCGUCUUUGACGCCCAUGAAGGAUGUGAUUGUGCCGGAGGGAAGUCCAGCGCAGUUCAAGACCACUGUGAGCGGGAAACCCAAACCGACGGUGCAGUGGCUGAGGGAAGGGUUCCUUAUUCCAGAUUCGCCAGAUUUCCAGAUGAUCCACGAGGGCAACAACGCCGUCCUCCUCAUCUCCACCACCUAUGAAGAGGACUCUGGCACCUUCACCUGCCGGGCAACCUCUUCAGCUGGUCAAGUCGAGCGAUCGGCCAAACUGAUCGUCAAAAAAAAAGAAGAAAGCGGUGUUGCCCCCCACUUUGUGGAGCCCCUCAAACCCCAAAUCAUCGAAGAGAAGUCCAAAGCGGUCCUACGGUGCAAAGUCAUCGGUCAACCAACUCCCCAAGUCAAAUGGUUCAAAGACAAUAAAGAAGUGGUUCCAUCACGCAGCCACCAAGUCACCUACAACCCUCAAACUGGGGAAGCCACCCUCGAAAUCCUCAAACCGACCUCCGAAGACGAGAAAAUUUUUACUGUCAAAGCGGAUAACAAGUUUGGCCAAGCUGAAUGUCGAGCCAACCUAGUCAUCUCUAAGGCAGUAACAGUGACGCAACCAAUGGUCAUGGAAGCCCCAAGAAUUAUCAAACCAGUGGAAGCAGUUAUGGUCAAGCCUGACCAAGAGGUGGUACUGGAAGCCCUCUUUGAGGGUGUCCCAGCGCCUGAAAUCAAAUGGUACAAAAACAAUAAGGAAAUCAAGCAAGACGAUGACUAUGAAAUCGAAACUAAAGACAAGAAAACUGUCCUCAAAAUCAAAAAGAAGGUAAAGAAGAAGGGUGGCAAGUACGAAGUUCACGCCACUAACCCUAAAGGAGAAGUGCGGACUUCGGGUACUGUUACCGUCACUCAAACCAUCACUGAGGAAGCCCAACCGCCUAAAUUCCUCAAACCUAUUAAUCCACAAUAUGCAACCGUUGGCGAAGUGGUCAUACUUGAAGCAACAGUCGAUUCAAUACCUCCAGCCUCGUUCCAGUGGUUCCAGAAAUUGACUCCUAUUAUUUCAACCCCUGAGAUGAAAAUUGUCUCGGAGGAAAACCGCUCCACUUUAAUACUAACUGAUGUUACACCUGAACAAGCCGGUACUAUUACUUGCCGGGCGGAAAAUGCCGUCGGUUCGGUCACUUGCACUGCUUCUCUGAACGUAGUCGACGAAAUGGAAUGGGAAGAGACCCGGGAACUGGAGUACCCACGCUUUGCCAAGCCAUUGACACCAAUAAGUGUCAUGGAUGGUGAAAAAGUCACCUUCAGUUGCGUCGUGACGGGCAAACCCACACCAAAAGUCCAGUGGUACCACAACGACCAACCCGUCAAAGAAGCCAAAGACGUUGUUAUAUCCCAAACCAGCGAAGGAGUUUGCCAAUUGGCCAUUUCCGAAGUCUUUCCCGAAAAUGCCGGGAUUUACACUUGUAGAGCGGUCAAUAAAGUUGGCGAAGCCAUCUGCAAGUCAUCUCUCAUUGUUGAAGCUUAUGAGUACGUCCCUGAUUCGGAAAUUGGCCACUUCACCGGCUCCGAGGAAGACCUCCUCGCCGACAGAACCAUCAGUGAAGGCCCUCUUUCAGAUAGCGACACGGAAUGUGCCCCCAAAAUCAUCAAAAAACUCCCACAAGUUGUAUCGACCAAGGACGGCGACGUGACCCGACUCGAGGUCAAAGCGGUUGGAAAACCCAAGCCUGAGGGCAAAUGGUUGAAGCAAGGAACCGAAAUUACUCCAUCACCCGAGUUCCUCAUUGAAAAUUUCGAAGAUGGUACUUCCAUCCUCACAAUUUCAGAAGUGUACCCGGACGACACCGGCGAUAUCGUCUACGAGGCCCAAAACCCGCUCGGGGUUGCAGUCACAACCACACAAUUACUUGUAGAAAGCACUGAAGGUAUCUUGGGUACUAAGGAGUACCGUAAACCCGAAUGGGUGACCCACAUGGAGGAGCUUCAAGCUGCUUUGAAAGCUUCUCAAAGCCCACCAACUUUCAUACAAGAAAUCACAGACGUCCGGACUUCCGAAACUGAAACUAUCAAGUUCGAGUGCCUAUUUUCGGGAACCCCAACUCCAGAUAUCAUUUGGUACCACAAUGAUAAAAUCGUGCGAAACACUGACAAAGUCAAGGUCCGUAUCGAAGACAACAAGACUUCCUGCACCAUCACGGAAGUGGUCAAGGAACACGAAGGUACUUACGUGUGUAAAGCAGUCAGCGAUGUUGGUUUGGCCGUCACCAAGGCCAAACUCUACGUCAAGGAAGUACCAGAAGAGAAGAAGAAGGAACUCCUAAUCAAGAAAGCCCAAGAACGUGAAGAAAAAGUGAAGAAAGAACGAGUGACAAUCGAGAAGAAACGCGACGAACGACGUCGCAAGAAAGUCGUGGAGACUCGGGAAGAAGAGACCAAGCCUUUGGAAGUGAGUGAGGUUACCACGAUUGAAACCACCGAACAAAUACAAGUCAAAGAACCCAAACCUGAAACUGCAACUCCCAAACUUGACAUCCAGAAACCACUCAAGACAGAAGCUGUUGCUUCAUGCAAGAAAAUUGAUGAUACGAGUGAAGUAGUGAUUGAAGAAGAGAAGGCUAAAGCCUUGUUGUCGCCAACUGAACCAAUGGUGUCUGAACUGAUCCAACCUGGGGAAACGGUCAAGGACAUUACCGAAACUAGACCCAGGACACGAAGAGCCCGAACUGAAGUCGAGGAAGCAAUCGCCGAAUUUGCCAACGUUACUGAAGUUAAGUUGGAAGAAGUGAUUGAACGUGUGGAGAAAAUCAUCAGAAAGAGCGAGAUGAAGAUGGCGAAGGAAGUCACCGAAAUGUUGGACUUUAUCAAUGUCAAACAGUUCGGGCCUGGGGAGCAUCCUCUCAGAGAAAUUGCCGAAAUUGGGUACUUGCUGAAAAAUGGUAUUACAACAAAGGAAGUUACGGUUUUGUACCACGAAAACAAAUUUCCUUCCUUGACUAGUCCUCACGCACAGUCGGCGUUGGUCAAUGUGGUCGAAAGGAAGGGUCAUGGUGCCCUUAUUUCGGAAGUUUUGACCGAAGAAACGACAAUUGAUGAGAAGCAAUUGGCCGCAACUGUUGGAUUUAGGGCCCUUAUGAAGAUGGUCGAGUCGAAUUACGUUACUAUUGAAGAAGUCAUCACUAGUUUCACUCCAGAGGAUUUCAUCCAAAGGGCUUGGGAGUCGUCGGAAGUAACAGAAUCUGUCACCAAGUCAUCUUUCAAGGAAAUGGUCACAAUUAAGGAAGAAGUUGAAGUAUUCGAAGACACAACGAAAGUCGUUAAGAAAAAGGGUAAAAAAGAAACUGAUGAAGUUGAAAUCGUUGAAAUUGAAGCAGAACGCAGCAUCAAAGGCACCAAACAACAACACACUGAAUCGCCCGUUAAACAACCAGAACUUGAGUCCGGUGCGCCUUGGCGCAGGAAAAAAGAGCAAAAAGUUGAGGUCAAACAACACAAAGAAAUCGAAAUUGAGGAAGAGGUGGAGGAAGAAGCGGAAAAAGCAAUUAAGGGUCGUAAAAUCAAAGCGCAUAGGCCCAAAGUGGGCGAGUAUGACAUGGACGAGGAGGAAUGCGAUGAAAUUGUUCCUUUUGAUGCCAACACACAACAGCAAAUUCCUUUACACACUUCAGCAGUCUAUUCAGAAACGACCCCUCUAGGUCUAGUUGCGCAAAUUAAACCUGGAGACGUGGUCGAAUCUAAAGCUAGUGUCGAUCUUUUGACACAUUCGGCAGUUACGGAGCAACACAUUCACGCCGAAGAGAAGGAAAUCAUAGGAGAGAAAGUCACUUCAGCUAGUUACGUUGCUAGAAAGUCAAUUGAUACACGUGAGGCUUAUGAAGUGAGCGAACAAGACGUGCAAAGCCUUCCUGGCACUUUUGAUGGUACCUUCCAACCAACUUUAUCAACAGCUUUCCCUAACUUCAUCUCAAAUGAAAGUAUCUCAGUCCAAGAAGUGCAGCUUGGAGACACCUCCUCGACUAUCACUAGAGAAGACACCAAAGAAUUCAAAGCUGACUUCUCCCUACUUCCUCAAGAAGCCAAAGGCGUAUCCGAAGUCGAAGUUUCCCAAAAAGAACAAAGUUUGGACGAAUUCACAAUCCCCAGACCCAGCCAGGCUACUGGUACUUUCACAACGAAAGAAAGCCUCAACAUUGAAGAAAUCUUCCACGGGGUCAGCGAAUCUGAUCUUGACGUAACCAAACCAGCGACUGUCAAAGGCAAAGUCAGCAUUGACACCAAAGAAUCGAUCAUCGUUGAAGAAAUUGAAACCGAAACCAAACCCGGAAAACACCUCCCGGAAGCUUUCGUCCCGACUGAAAUUGCCACACUUGGAGUCAUUCCUCAAAAAUCACUAACUCAGUCACAAAUGGUGGCCCCAGAAACUGAAGGUGAGUACGUCCCUGGACGGCUACCUCCAAGCCAAAAGGCGGAUUUCAAAGUCACCACAGGGGAAAGUGUUAUUGUUUCGCAAACUUUGCCCCAAGACAAGGAAAAUGUCUUUAGUAAAGCUCCAAGUCCUGAAAAAGCUUCAGCUACGGAAGACUUGAUCCUUUCGGAAGGAGUCAAAGUGAGUGUAACCGACUCCCAAAUGCCCCAAAAGGAUAUGGAAGAGGAUUUGGUACCGAAGGAAGUAGCAAGUGUUGAAAUUUUGCCCAAAGAAACGUUCUCGACUCAAACUACUCUCGCUGUUGAGAGUGAAGGUCGGUACGAAGUCGGGGAUAAACCUAACUAUAAAACAGCCGAUAGUUCGGUGAUUUGUCACGAAGUGACCGAUGUUUCGAUCGUGACGGCUCAAGAGAGCGAAAAUGUGCUAGAUUUAGGGGAAAAACCGACUGAGUUACUUGCUGAAACUUCAGUACGGCCUGUGGAAUCCUUGACGGUUUCGGAAAUUCACACUACUGAUGUUCCCGAUGAUUUCACAGAUUAUCCCAAAUUUAAGACUGAUACUGCUGUUAGAGACAUAGAAACACUUGAAGCAACUCACAUUACGGAAACAAAUAUCAAUGAACGGGAAUCGUCCUAUAUUGAGGAUAAACCCGAGUUAAAAACAGCCGAAAGUAACUUUACGCGACCCCAAGACCAGGUGGAAGUCACUGAACUGAAUUAUAUGGAAAGUGAGAAGAGUCUCAAAACUUUUGAAAUGCCCGAAAGUCACAAAAGUAAAGCCAUUACAAGCCAUACUCUCCCCACCGGUGUCAUUGAAGAAGUCAAUCCUGAGUACAGUGCAAGCAAUCUUGACGAAACAGGUAUCAAGCCAAGCCAAGCCGACUUUACCCAAACUCCUCACACUGAAACCAUCAUUUCGCAAGCGAUAAUCGGUGAAACUUUCCAAGACCAGGAUUAUGUAACUCCUGAGGGAAAGCAAGCCGCCCUUAUUGUCUCACCUAACGAAAGUUUGAACAUUUCCGAAGUCUAUACUGACGAUAAAGAAAGGGAAUACGUCCCUGGUGAAAAACCAGCGAUCCAACAAGCGACUCUAGACAUUGACACUCAAAAAGUCGCCAGUAAAACCAUCGUCCAGCCUGAUGAUUCGGCCCAAAGGCUCGAAACGUUGCAACCGUCGACUGUGGUUGCGGAAACAGAGCAAGACACACUUGAAAGUGUUCAAAUAACGCAGUGUCAAGCGGCGGAGAAGGAAGUGGACGAGGUGAAGAAAAUCGAGUUUGAGACCAAACAAGUGGCUGUUGAUUUGACUGAAGCCCGACAAGGGCCGAAUGUUACACAAGUUAUUACAAAUGAGAGGGAAGAGGAGUACCAGGCGCAGCCUCAACCCCAACACGGAUUGGCCCUCCCGAAUAUUACACCACAAGAAGUGAUUGUCAAGUCGGAAAUUGAGACAGUGGUACAUGCUGAUGAGAUACAAGAAGAGGAGGUACCGACUGGCAAAGCCAAAAAAUAUGCAAAACCUUUACAGGAGUUGAUAGUCACUGAGACUAACGUUGUUGAUAUUGAAAAAGAUCUACCAAAGGAUAUAAUGCCGUUCAAAAAGUCGGCAAAUGUUGAUAUAAUCCCAGGUCAGCAGUUGUCAGUCACUGAAGUGGUGACGGAUCACAAGGAACAACCUUUGGAGGUUUUGAAACCGACAGAAUCCCAGGCUAACAUCGACGUGACUGAAUCACAAGUUGCCCUCAAGGAAGAGGUAACUCCUGAGAUAAGUCCUGGAGAUUUCUCUCGAGUAUCCCCUGAGAAACAACUAGCAAAAGCGGCCCAAGAUAUCUCACAUCCUUUGGUCCAGACACAGUUCACUCCAGGUGAGAAAGAAGGCCAACAACCGGCUGAUGUCAAACCGGACCAAAAGCAAGUCACUGUUGAAUUCCUUGAAACCGAAAGUUUGAACGUUACUGAAGUCACUACAGACGACAAGGAGAAGGCCUUAGAAGAAAUGACUAAACCUGAAGUUGCACAUGGCGAACAAUCGAUUUCUUCACACGUUAUAGCCACUAAAACGGAGGUCCAACCUGACCACACCAUCGACCAAUUGACACAACUUGAAGUCGCCACAAAACAAGCAACUUGUGACCGCUCCUUGCUUGAAAGCGUAAUCACUGGCGAAGUGAUGAUCCAGGAAAAAGAAUCAGAUUUUGCCCAAACUAAGCUUGAUUUGAAAUCAGCAGCGGAGGAUUACACCCUUGGAGAAGGUGUUUCCGUGACUAGUGUCACUACCGCAGAUAAGGAAAAAGAUUUUAAGGAGAAAGAGCGCGAGUUUGAGACCGCAGCUCCCAUUUUGUUGCCUCAAGACGUGGUCCAGGUUGGUGAAACAAUCCCAGGUGAUACCCUCGGGGAUUAUGAUCGUUCCUCACCCACUAGAGCUACAGCACUUAAGACCCAAUCAGAACUCCAAAGUAUCAUCAAUUUGGAGGCUGUGAUCGGAGAAUCAGAAGGAGAAUUCACCAAAGACACAAAACCGGAGCAAAAAACAGCAGGUGUUGAAUUCGAGGAAGCCAAAGCGGCCCUAGUUUCGGAAACUUUGACUGUUGACAAGGAAAAAAUGUAUGAACAAGGCGAAGUCGCAGCUUCUGGUCAAGCUUCACUAAGUUUCGACGUGCAACCGGUUGCGGAAACUAACAUUGUAGUUGCGGAAAACAUCACCAAAGACGUGGUUGAAGUACUGCCCCUUUCAGCUAAGGCAAACAUCGACCAAACAACUUUAGAGAGUGUUAUUCAGUCCCAAUCACUGGUUCAAGACAGUGAAACUCCCUUUGACCGAACGCCCCUUGAUUUAAAAACCGCAAAUGUGGCGUUUAGGGAAGACACAGGAGUUGUAAUCACCCAAACUGAGAGUAACGAAAGUGAGACAAUACUCAAACCUGGGGAAAAACCCGAAGGAAAACACGCAGCUCCUGGUCUCGAGACCCUAGAAUUAGUGGUUAAGACUGAAACCGGAGUCAAUGAAAGCUUCAAAGAUUUGGAAGUCCAAAAACCGGAAACGGUUUCCGCCCAAUCGGAAUUUUCAGCAUUCAAGACAGCUGUUAACCUUGAAACAAUCCCCACGGAAUCAGACACACCACUUGAAAUUACCAAAACUGAAACUAGAAAUGUUGUAGUUUCGGUCAACGAAGGCCAAAGCGUGAUUGUCGAAACAGUUGUGACUAAUGAAGCUGAAAAAGAAUUUGUGAAUGAAACGACUGAAACGAAAACUGCGGAAACAAGUUUCGCUGACAUGAAAGCCGUUGCUGCAACGUUCCAAACACAGGCUGAUUUGAGUACUGGGGAUUUGAAACCUGAAAUUAGGGACACAACGACUGCAAUUUCGGAAACUAUCCCUUACAAUAUUGUUAGUCAAACUGAACAAGUCGUUAUUGAUAAAGAGGAAACGUUUGAAAAAGGGGCUAAGCCGAGUGGGGUUAUCGCCAGUGUUAAUGUUGAACCGGUUGAAGGAAUUUCCAUUUCUGAGGCUACUUUAGGGGUCAAGGAAGACACUUUUGUCCCUCUUGCCCUACCAUCGGAAAAAGUCGCCGUUAAAAGCAUCGAUGUGACUCAUAAAGUCGCUGAACAGUCAACAGUAGACUCGAGUGCUGAUAUCGGAAAGUUUGAAAGUACCAAGCCUGAGACUCAGCGAGCUUCUGAGAACGAGGAAGCUCUUGCUAGUUUGAUUGUGAGUGAAAGUGUGACUGAGGAACGAGAAUCCGAUUUUGAGGGCAAAUUUAAACCAGCCACCAGUAAAGUUAACGUAUCUCUAGAAGAAGGGAAGAAAGUUGUUGAAAUUACCGAGUCGGUGACUCAGGAUAAGGAAGGUUUAGUAAAAGAUUUCGAUUUGCCCAAAAGCCAGAAAGCUACAACUGGGUAUGACGCUAAGUUCGUCCCUGAGCAAAGCGAAGUUCAAUCAGAAAGUGUCCCUGGUGAGUUGGUACAAGAAGUACCAUCAAAAUCGACUGCCUCUAUUAAACACACGACUCACGAAGAGAUCAUCCAAACGGUACCACUAGUCCAAGAAAAGGAGCAAAGCUUUGACCAGAAGCCAGAUUUCGUGUCCAAAAAAGCCGAAAUUGAAUUCGAAGAAAGCAAAAUAACAUCAACUUCUGAAAUCGUCCCUGCUGAAAGGGAAAGUUUGUUAGAGGAGCAACGAAAACCAGAAACUACAAGUGCUAGUAUCGAUGUCAUCAGCAAUAUUUCUAUGACAAGUUCAGAGGUUUUAACCAGUAUGCAAGUUGGUGAUUUUGUUCCUGAGAAACCAGGAACAGCGGCUGCUGUUCCUGAGCAAAACGUUUUGCAAAGUUUGACUCAAGCUGUGACUGAUGUUAUGGACACUUUCGGACAAUUUGAAGGCACUUUCAAACCCACGACUAAGAAAGCUGAGACCAAGGUCGAUGUUUUGAGCGAGAUUACCACGAGUGAAACGUACACUGAAGCACAAACAGAAGAAUUUACCAAAUUUGAGGCCAAGACUGAGAAAGCCGUGGCCGAAUAUGAUGCCACAAGAAAACCGCUUCAAGCUUCGGAAGUACUUGUUAGUGAAAAUGUUGGUGAUUUUCAAGCAGAAACCAAAGAACCAGCCGUUGGAAGUGUGACUCAGGGAGUACUCGAAGGGGUGAUUUUAUCGGAAAAUAUUGUACACGAAGCUAAGAAAGACUUCGAUAAAGUACCCGACUUUGACACCAAGAAAGCAAAACAAGUUAUUGAUGAGAAAUCGUCAAUAAGCAUUACAGAUGUCACUACGCAAGAAAAAGAAAGGGAAUUAGUGAGUGACUUCACCAAAGAAGAGAAAUUCGGAAUUUCCAACAUUACGUCAGACUUAACAACUAGUUCCAAGUCAGAAGUACUGCUCCAUGAACACAUCGGAAAACUCAAAACUGAGAAACCAAGCACUGAAACGGCAGAAAUCAGCGAAAGUACGUUACAAAGUCUCAUAAUUUCCGAACGAACUGUCCAAGAGACUGAAGUACCGUUCGACAAAAUACCCGUGGAGGGCAAAAAGGGUGACUUGACAAUAAUCCCGCAAACUCCAGUCUCAAUUACUGAAAUCACGGCAACUGACAAAGAAACCGAAUUUGAAAAAACAGCAAGUUUCAAAACUAGCACAGCUGAAAAAUCGAUCAGUCUUCAGGAAGUACCCCAAAUAGAAGAAACUACAGUCCAAGAAGCUUUAACAACUUUAUCAACUGAAACACCCGACAAAAGCCAAGCGCUACAAGAGCAUGUCCCUCACAGCACCGUCACUAUUACUGAAAUCACCUCAAGUGAAAAAGAAGGCGAUUUCACACGUCUUCAAAAACCGGCUACUCAGAUUGCAGCCUUUGAAUUGGAGGACACCAGGAGUACUGCUGCCACAGCCCAGGUUGUGACUGAAGAAAAGGAAGAAAUAUUUGAAGGGACUUUCAAAUUUAAGACUUCGAAGGCCGACAAGAGUGUUAGUUCACAGGAGGCUCCUUUGAUUGAAGAAGUCACAACAGAGGAAGAUGUAGGGAAGCUGAGGACUGACAUUCCUGAUAAGGAACAAGCUCUUCAAGAACACAUUCCUCACAAAACGGUUAGUAUAACUGAGAUAACUUCAACGGAGAAGGAGAGUGACUUCAAACCUGGUGAUAAGCCAAUAACACAAUCUGCUGAACUGGAAUUAGAAGAAACACGAAGGACGGCAUCAACUGCUCAAGUUUUAACUCAGGAAAAAGAAGUUACGUUUGAAGGAACUGUUAAAUUUAAGACUUCGAAAGCCGACAAAACGAUAACACCUCAGGAAGCUCCAGUUAUCGAAGAAGUGAGAACAACUCAAGAUACAGGAGAACUGAAAACUGAAAUUCCAGAAAAAGGGGAAGCUUUGCAAGAGCACGUCCCGCACACUAGUGUCAGCAUUACAGAAGUAACUUCAACUGAAAAAGAAAGUGGUUAUAAACCGGGAGAUAAACCCACAACGCAAUUGGCUGAAUUGGAGUUAGAAGAGACACGAAAAACAGCUUCAACUGCUCAGGUGAUUGUCCAAGAGAAAGAAAGCGUUUUCGAAGACAAAAUUUCAUUCAAAACUAGCAAAGCCGAAAAAACCAUCAUACCACAGGAAGCUUUAGUGAUCGAAGGAGUGACUUCAGUUGGAGAUAUGCCCAAGUUUGAAAUCAAAGCACCUGAGCAAGAACACGCGUCUCAGGAACAUAUUCCUCACUCUACUGUGAGCAUAACUGAGGUAACUUCCACCGAAAAGGAGAAGGAUUUCAAACCGGGGGAUAAACCAGUGACACAACUCGCUGAAUUGGAGUUGGAAAAAACCAGAAAGACUGCUUCAACAACUCAGGUUAUUACGCAAGAAAAAGAAGAAACGUUUGAGGAAAGUUUAGUCAAAACUACAACUGCUGAUAAGACAGUGAGUCCUCAGGAGGCUCCCCAGAUUGAGGAGACUCGAACUGAGGAAGGCUUAGGGCCAUUGACCACAGAAGUACCUGAUAAAGGAGAAGCUCUAUCAGAACAUGUGCCUCACUCGACUUUGAGUAUCACUGAAGUGACUUUGACCGAAAAAGAAGGUACUUUUAAGCCUGGUGACAAACCAGUGACUCAAUUAGCUGGUCUAGAGUUGGAAAAAACGCGCAAAACGGCUUCGACUGCUGAAGUUGUGACUCAGGAGAAGGAGAGUACUUUUGAGGAGACUUCUCCCAAGUCCUCCAAAGCCGACAAGACUGUAAGUCCUCAAGAGGCACCUCAAGUUGAGGAAACAACCGUUCAAGAAGGUUUAAGUAAAUUUAAACCAGAAGUGCCUUCAAAACAACUAGCUGAGCUUGAUUUACAAGAAAGCAGAAAGAUUGGUCAGAAGAGUCUUGUCAAAACUUUUGAAUCUUUUGAGGAGUUUACUGAGACAGUUCAAAAGACCCGACGUGCUUCACAGGCGACUAUUCCUCUAGAAGGAGUAGUACAAAGCGAAGUCACGGUACAGGGUACUACUGAGAAAAUUCAGAAAGAAGAAACUAGCUUCAAAACUGCUAGUGUUGAUAUUUUGCUCAAGGAAGGUCUAACUGUCACUGAAGUUAACGUUCAGGGACAGUUAGGUAAAGAGAUUACUGAAGGACUUGCCAAAGAGUCAACAGCGCAGGAAGAAAUCGUCCACCGACCCGUUUCAGUGAAAGAAGAAACGGUUCUUCUCCAAACAAGUGAUGUUUUUACGACUGAGAAACCUAAACUAACCAAAGCUCAGAGCGAUUUGACCGAAAAGCACGGACUCAUAGUUACUGAGAUGAAAACAACGGGCGAUUUGGAAUCAAUAGACGUGGAAAAAGCAUCUUCAAAGACGGUUAAAGUAGUUUUGGAGGAUGUCGCGAGUUUGGAAAUUAGCGAAGUUCAGUUACAGGAGAAAGAAGGUCCGUUGGAUGAAACAGAACCACACAAAACACGAGCCAGAGUUACACAAACCACAACUCUAACCCAAAAAGCAGAGCAACACACAUCAAUAAUCCAAAAAGAUGACACACCUCAGCUCCAUACAGAGGAAACACAUGAAAUUAUUACCAAAUUUAAAUCUGUACCAGAUAGCGAUGAAACCACUCAAAUUAUUACUAAAAAAACUAUUAUCAAAAAGCGCGAUAAGAAAGCGGAGGAAGGUGAUGUUAUCAUUGAAGAAGUUUUGGAUGAAAUUACUCCAGAAACAGAAAAAGCUAAACAAAGUCCUCAGAUUGAAGAAAUAGUGGAAGAAGAGGUGAAACCCGAAAUAGUCGAAGACACCGAGACAAAGACUGUAAAGAUUCAAAAGAAAAUCAAGAAGAAGAAAGUCAUUGAAGAUACACAAGUCGUAGAAGAAGUAAAACCGAUCAUUCAAGAGCUACCAGAAGAGGUACAAGAAGUCGAAGAAGAAGUGGACGGUAAGGUUACUAAGAAAAUAAUCAAACGAAGAAAGAUCAGAAAGCGCAAAGGCAGUAAACAGGAAGAUACUGAAAUAGUAACUGUAGAACAAGAAGGUCAAAAACCUGAAACAACUGUCACGAUUGAAGAAAUCGAAGUGCCUAAAGAAAUAGAAGAAAUACCAGAAUUUAAGCCUGAAGUAGCACAAAUUGAAGAAACACCCACUGAAACACAAAUUCUAAAGACUACAACUCAAGAUGGUAAAACCAAAACCAAAAUCGUGAAACGAAAAGUUUUCAAAAAACGUAAAGAUGGAAAACAGGAAAAUACUGAAAUUGUUACGGUUGAGGAAGAAGGUCAAGAACCUAUCACUACAGUUUCAGUUGAAGAAUUACCAGCUGUUGAAGAAAUAAAACCAGAAGUUGUGGAAGAACUACCAACUGAAGUUCAUGUAACGGAAAGUGUGACUGAAGAAGGCAAGGCGAAGAAAACAAUCGUAAAGAAAAUCAGACGUCGCAAAGGUGACAAGGAAGAAAAAACUGAAAUUGUAACAGUAGAAGAAGAAGGGAAGAAGCCGGAAACUACUGUUUUAGUUGAAGAAAUUGAAGCACCUCAAGAACCUGAAGUGAAAGAGAAACGCAAAAAGAAGAUAAUCAAGAAGAUUAAACGACGAGUUGGUGAUAAAGAAGUUGUUGAAACUGUUGAAGAGGAAAAACCUGAAAUUGAAGAAAUACCGGAAUUACAGCCUGAGAAAGUGUCAACUGAAACCGAAGUGGUUGAAAGUGUGACUGAAGAAGGCAAAUCAGUUAAAACCACAAUUAAAAAGAUCAAAAAACGCAAAGGCAAAAAAGAAGAACGGACUGAAAUUGUCACUGUUGAAGAAGAAGGUAAAAAGCCUCAAACCUCAGUUACUGUUGAAGAAGUUAUAGUACCUGAAGAAAUUGAAGAAUUGCCUGAAUUUAAACCUGAAGAAAAAGUUUCCACUGAGACUUAUGUUACGGAAACAAUUACCGAAAAAGGUGUACCUAGAAAGACAAUAGUUAAGAAAAUUAAAAAACGCAAGGGACGUAAAGAAGAACAAACUGAAAUUGUGACCGUAGAAGAAGAAGGUAAGAAACCGGAAACCAAAGUAGCGGUUAAGGAAAUUGAAAUACCGGAAGAAGAAAUAGAAGAAAUUCCUGAAUUUAAACCGGAAAGGGUUUCAACCGAAACAGAAGUUGUAGAAACUCUGACUAAAGAGGGUAAACCGAAGAAAACUAUAAUAAAGAAGAUUAGAAAACGGACAGGCGGAAAAGAAGAAAAAACUGAAAUUGUUACUGUGGAGGAGGAAGGCAAGAAACCUGAAACAACUGUUACGGUUGAAGAAAUUCCCUUCGAAGAAGCAUUGGAGGAAAUACCGGAAUUAAAACCUGAAAAGGUCUCAACUGAAACUUAUGUUACCGAAUCAAUAACUGAAGAAGGAAAACAGAAGAAGACAAUCGUAAAGAAAAUUAAAAAACGCAAAGGGGCUAAAGAAGAACAAACAGAAAUUGUAACUGUCGAAGAAGAAGGGAAAGAACCCGCAACAACUGUUACAAUUGAAGAGAUUCCGUUGCAGGAAGCAGAAGUUUUUGAGCUUCAACCAGAGAAAGUUUCUACGGAAACUGAGGUUAUUGAAACUGUUACCAAAGAAGGUAAACCUAAGAAAACUAUAAUAAAGAAAAUCAAGAAACGCAAAGGAGGUAAAGAAGAGCAAACCCAGAUUGUAACUGUGGAAGAGGAAGGUAAAAAACCUGAAACUACUGUUACAGUUGAAGAAAUUCCAGUAGAAGAAGCACAUGAAGAGAUUCCGGAAUUUAAACCUGAAAAAGUGUCCACGGAAACUCACGUAACUGAAUCGGUUACUGAAGAAGGUAAAACAAAGAAAACUAUAGUUAAGAAAAUCAAGAAGCGUAAAGGUGGAAAAGAGGAACAAACACAGAUCGUAACUGUGGAAGAAGAAGGCAAAAAGCCUGAAACGACAGUUACAGUUGAGGAAAUUCCUGUUGAAGAAGCUGUUGCAGAAAUUCCUGAGUUUAAACCUGAAAAGAUUUCGACGGAAACUGAAGUCAUUGAAACCGUUACGAAAGAAGGUAAACCUAAAAAGACCAUAAUUAAGAAAAUUAAAAAAAGGAAAGGUGGAAAGGAAGAACAAACUCAGAUCGUAACAGUUGAAGAAGAAGGUAAGAAACCUGAAACAACAGUUACUGUAGAGGAGGUUCCUGUACAAGAAACAACUGAAGAAUUACCUGAAUUUAAGCCUGAACAAGUUUCCACUGAGACUUUUGUUACUGAAUCAGUUACCGAACAAGGUAAGGCAAAGAAGACUAUAGUAAAGAAAAUCAAGAAACGCAAAGGAGGAAAAGAGGAGAAGACAGAAAUUGUAACAGUUGAAGAAGAAGGUAAAAAGCCUGAAACUACAGUUACAGUUGAGGAAAUUCCUAUUGAAGAAGCUCUUGAAGAGAUUCCUGAAUUCAAACCGGAAAAAGUGUCAACUGAGACUGAAGUAAUUGAAACUGUUACGAAAGAAGGUAAACCGAAAAAGACCAUAAUUAAAAAGAUUAAGAAACGUAAAGAAGGAAAAGAAGAACAAACUAAAAUUGUAACAGUUGAAGAGGAAGGCAAAAAGCCGGAAACCACAGUUACAGUUGAAGAAAUUCCAUUCCAAGAAGCAACUGAAGAAAUAAUACCUGAAAGGAUAUCUACUGAAACAGAAGUCAUUGAAACAGUUACCAAAGAAGGUAAACCUAAGAAAACAAUAAUAAAGAGAAUUAAAAAACGUAAAGGUGACAAAGAAGAACAAACAAAAGUUGUAACUGUAGAAGAAGAAGGUAAAAAACCGGAAACUACUGUAACUGUUGAAAAAAUUCCAUUCCAAGAAGCAACUGAGGAGAUAAUACCUGAAAGGAUUUCCACUGAAACCGAAGUCAUUGAAACAGUUACAAAGGAAGGUAAACCUAAGAAAACAAUAAUAAAGAAAAUUAAAAAACGUAAAGGUGACAAAGAAGAACAAACAAAAGUUGUAACUGUAGAAGAAGAAGGCAAAAAGCCGGAAACUACAGUUACUGUUGAAGAAAUUCCAUUCCAAGAAGCAACUGAAGAAAUAUUACCUGAAAAAAUAUCUACAGAAACUGAAGUUAUUGAAACAAUUACCAAGGAAGGUAAACCUAAGAAAACAAUAAUCAAGAAAAUCAAAAAACGUAAGGGAGGUAAAGAAGAACAAACUCAAAUUGUAACAGUUGAAGAGGCAGGUAAAAAACCUGAAACGACAGUAACAGUUGAAGAGAUUCCGAUUGAGGAAGGAAUUGAAGAAAUUCCUGAAUUUAAACCUGAAAAGAUCUCGACAGAAACCGAAGUCAUUGAAACUGUUACCAAAGAAGGUAAACCUAAAAAGACCAUUAUUAAGAAAAUUAAGAAAAGAAAAGGUGCAAAGGAAGAACAAACUAAAAUCGUAACAGUUGAAGAGGAAGGUAAGAAACCUGAAACGACAGUUACUGUAGAGGAGAUUCCUGUUCAGGAAAUAACAGAAGAAUUACCUGAAUUUAAGCCUGAACAAGUUUCUACUGAGACUUUUGUUACUGAAUCAGUUACUGAAGAAGGAAAACCAAAGAAAACUAUAGUAAAGAAAAUUAAGAAACGUAAAGGAGGAAAAGAGGAAAAAACUGAAAUCGUAACUGUUGAAGAAGAAGGUAAAAAGCCUGAAACAACUGUUACUGUAGAAGAAGUUCCAAUUAUUGAAGAGAUACCAGAAAAGAUUUCCACAGAAACUGAAGUCAUUGAAACAGUUACCAAAGAAGGUAAGCCCAAAAAGACCAUUAUAAAGAAGAUUAAGAAACGCAAGGGUGGUAAAGAAGAGCAAACGCAGAUUGUAACGGUUGAGGAAGAAGGUAAAAAGCCAGUAAGCACAGUCACUGUAGAAGAAAUUCCAGUUCAAGAAGCAAUUGAAGAAAUACCUGAAUUCAAACCAGAAAAAGUUUCGACAGAGACUGAAGUUAUAGAAACUGUUACAAAAGAUGGUAAACCUAAGAAAACCAUAAUUAAGAAAAUUAAAAAACGUAAAGGUGGAAAAGAAGAACAGACACAAAUCGUGACUGUUGAAGAAGAAGGCAAAAAGCCUGAGACCACAGUCACAGUUGAGGAAAUUCCAGUUGAGGAAGCUGUUGAAGAAAUACCGGAAUUCCAACCUGAAACAGUUUCUACUGAAACACACAUAAGCGAGACUAUAACUGAAGAGGGUAAACCUAAGAAAACAAUUGUAAAGAAAAUUAAGAAACGUAAAGGUGGUAAAGAAGAACAAACACAAAUCGUCACUGUUGAAGAAGAAGGUAAAAAGCCUGAAACCACAGUUACAGUGGAAGAAAUUAGUGUACCAGAAACUGUAGAGGAACUUCCUAAAAAACCAAAAGUAAAGAAACCCAAAAAACCUAAAGAAGAAAAAGAAGAACCCGAAAAAAUUCUUUUUGUUCCAACAUUAGCACAGAAAAAGAAAGAGGAAGAUGAGGAUCUUCUUGAAAUGAUUAAAACUGAACUUCUGAAGAAAGCUCUGGCCCAUGAACUUCCUGAAAGGAAACCUGAAGAAGAAACUGUAGAAACUCACGUGACAGAAACUGUUACUGACAAAGGUAAACCUAAGAAAACUAUUGUCAAAAAGAUUAAAAAGCGUAAAGGAGGUAAAGAGGAGCAAACUGAAAUUGUAACAAUUGAGGAAGAAGGCAAAAAACCUGAAACAACAGUUUCUGUCCAAGAAAUCGAUGUUCCUGAAGAAGUUCAAGAAAUACCCGAGCUUAAACCUGAAACUGUUUCUGUCGAAACCUACGUAACGGAAUCUGUGACCGAGACUGGUAAACCUAAAAAGACGGUGGUAAAGAAAAUUAAGAAACGCAAAGGAGGAAAAGAAGAACAAACAGAAAUUGUCACUGUCGAGGAAGAGGGUAAAAAACCUAAGACUACUGUUACAGUAGAAGAAAUCCCGGUCGAAGAAAUUAAACCGGAACAAAUUUCCACAGAAACUGAAGUAAUUGAAACCGUAACUAAAGAGGGUAAACCUAAAAAGACUAUAAUUAAAAAGAUUAAGAAACGCAAAGGUGGAAAAGAGGAACAAACACAAAUUGUGACUGUUGAAGAGCAAGGUAAAAAGCCUGAAACUACAGUUACAGUUGAAGAAAUACCGGUUGAGGAAGGAAUUGAAGAAAUUCCCGAGUUUAAACCGGAGAAGAUAUCUACAGAAACUGAAGUUAUAGAAACUGUUACGAAAGAAGGUAUACCAAAGAAAACUGUGAUCAAGAAGAUUAAGAAAAGGAAAGGUGACAAAGAGGAAGAAACUAAAAUUGUAACGGUUGAAGAAGAAGGUAAAAAGCCGGAAACCACAGUUACAAUAGAGGAAAUUCCGUUCCAAGAAGCAACCGAAGAAAUAAUACCUGAUAAGGUAUCUACUGAAACUGAAGUUAUAGAAACGGUUACCAAAGAAGGUAAACCUAAGAAAACAAUCAUAAAGAAAAUCAAAAAACGUAAAGGUGGAAGAGAAGAACAAACUCAAAUUGUAACUGUUGAGGAAGAAGGCAAAUUACCUGAAACAACUGUUACAAUUGAAGAAGUACCAUUACAUGAAGCAAUAGAAGAAAUUCUUCCUGAAAAAAUAUCUACUGAAACUGAGAUUAUCGAAUCAGUCACCAAAGAAGGAAAGCCGAAGAAAACUAUUGUAAAGAAAAUUAAGAAACGGAAAGGUAGCAAAGAAGAACGUACGGAGAUUGUGACUGUUGAAGAAAAAGGAAAGGUACCUCAAACAACAGUAAGUGUUGAAGAAAUUGAAAUUCCAGAAGAAAUACAAGAACUACCUGAGUAUAAACCUGAAAGUAUAUCUACGGAAACACACGUCACCGAAACAAUAACUGAGGAAGGCAAACCUAGAAAGACAAUAGUUAAGAAGAUCAAAAAACGUAAAGGAGACAAAGAAGAAAAGACAGAAAUUGUAACUGUUGAAGAAGAAGGUAAGAAACCUGAAACAACUGUAACGGUUGAAGAAUAUGAAGCACCCGAAGAAGAACCUACACCUAAAGAACCUAAAAAGAAGGUUAAAAAACUGAAGAAACCAAAGGAGGAAGAACCAAAAAUACUUUUCGUUCCGACGUUAGCAGAAAAGGAAGUAGUGGAAGAAGAAGAGGUGAUAGAAAUGAUUCAGACUGAACUAUUGAAGAAAGCGAUAGCUCAUAAAUUACCUGAAAAGAAACCUGAAGAAGAAGUUGUUGAAACGCAUGUUACCCAAACGAUGACAGCCGAAGGCAAACCGAAGAAAACAAUCGUAAAGAAAAUUAAAAAGCGCAAAGGAGAUAAAGAGGAAAAAACUGAAAUAGUAACUGUUGAAGAAGAAGGCAAGAAACCUGAAACAACUGUUACUGUCGAGGAAAUCCCGGUUGAAGAAUUAACUGAAGAAAUUCCUGAGAAAAUUUCUACUGAAACUGAAGUGACUGAAACCAUUACUGAAGAAGGCAAACCUCGAAAAACCGUUGUAAAGAAAAUUAAAAAACGUAAGGGUGGGAAAGAAGAACAAACUCAGAUUGUAACUGUGGAAGAAGAAGGUAAGAAACCUGAGACAACAGUUACAGUAGAGGAAAUUCCUGUAGUUGAAGAAGUUCCAGAAGAACAACCACUAACUACAGAAACAUACGUAACAGAAAGUAUAACCGAAGAAGGCAAACCAAAGAAAACAGUUGUAAAGAAAGUCAAGAAACGUAAAGGCACUAAAGAAGAAACAACAAAAGUCGUGACAGUUGUAGAAGAAGGCAAAAAACCUGAAAGUACAGUUAUAAUUGAGGAGUUAGAAAUUCCUGAGGCUAUAGAAGAACUUCCCGAAUUUAAACCUGAAAGAGUUUCAACAACAACUGAAAUAGUAGAAAGUGUUACUGAAGAAGGCAAAGCGAAGAAAACCAUCGUGAAGAAAAUAAAGAAACGUAAGGGUGGUAAAGAAGAACGAACAGAAAUCGUGACUGUUGAAGAAGAAGGUAAAAAGCCACAGACGACGGUUGCAGUUGAAGAAAUUGAAGUUCCUGAAGAGGUUGAAGAAUUUAAACCGGACAUCAUUGAAGAACUUCCUGCGGAAGUACAGGUUACUGAAACCAUAACUAAGACAGGUAAACCCAAGAAAACCACUAUUCGAAAACUGAAGAGGCGUAAGGGUAGCAAAGAAGAAAGAACCGAAAUUGUAACUGUUGAAGAAGUCGGUAAGAAACCUGAAACAACUGUUACAGUCGAAGAAAUUGAUGUUACCGAAGAAGUGAAAGAAAUUCCGGCAAUUAAACCCGAAGAACCCAAAUACAUUGAAGAAUUACCUGUAGAAGUAUUGGUUACUGAAACUAUAACUAAAGAGGGUAAGCCCAAGAAAUCGACAGUUAAGAAAAUAAAGAGACGCAAAGAUGGUAAAAUUGAAGAAACGAAAGUAACAAAAGUAGAAGAAGAAGGUAAAAGACCUGAAACCACUGUUCUGAUUGAAGAAAUAGAAAUACCGGAGACAAUUGAAGAAAUUCCUGACUUUAAACCGCGAAAAGUCUCUACCGAAAUACGGGUAGUGGAGACAUUAACUAAGGAAGGUGAAAUAACUGAAACCACGAAAGCAGAAAGAGUAACAGAAAUUCAAGAACCAGUGGUUGUGGAAACUGUGGAAACUCAGAAGCCUAUCGAAGGUUACCAGGAAGAAGAAAAAGUGCCAGAAGAAAAGAAGAAAGUUAAGAAACCCAAACUGAAGAAACCUGAAGAAGAGAAGCUUCAUAUUGAAGAACUUCCAGCUGAGGAAGAAACAACAACUGAAAUCACAGAAACUGAAAAGAAAGUCAGGAAACUCAAAAAAGUUAAGACAGAGGAAAUACAGUUCCAGGAAGCACAAGUUGAAGAAGUACCAAUUGUAGAAGAAGUUCCAGAAGAAGACGACACGAAAAAGAAGAAGAAAGUCAUCAAAAAAGUGAAAAUCGAAGAAAAACAUUUCCAAGAAGCAGAGGUUGAAGAAAUUAAAGAGGAACUACCUGAGGAAAAACCUGAAGAAAUCACAACUGUCGUUGAGGAAAAAGUCAAGAGAAAAGUCAAGAAACCCAAACCUGAAGAACCCGCCGUCGAAGAAGAAAAACCUGUCGAAGAAGAGAAAGUGCCAGAAGAAAAGAAGAAGAGAAAAGUUGUUAAGAAAGUUAAGCCAGGUGAAACCCCAGUUGAAGAACCUGUUGCUGAAGAAGAAAAGGUUCCAGAAGAACCUAAAAAGACACGUCUGGUUAAACAAAAAUCAGUUCUUAUGCGUAUUGAACAUGUGGAACAAGAACAACCUAGCAAACCUAAAAUUGUACCGAUUAAAGAUCUCCCACAACACUUUGCUGAAGUCAAGCUACGCAAACCCAAGGUUCCUCAGAAGAAAGAUAUUCCGAGCACUAAAGUACCAAAGAUGAGGUUGAAGAGUCGUAUUACUCAUACGGAAUUUCCUCCAGAAACAGAAAAAGAACAAAUUCCGAUUAUCAAAGAACUGGAACCAGUCUAUAGAGAUAAUGGUGUUCUUUCUAGAAAUUUGAAGGAAGCUGAAGCUGCUCCUAAGACUAAACGUCGAAGAAUGAAGAACUUUGACAAGGAAUUUAAAGAUUUGGAAAAAUUAGAUCUUGAAAUGGAUGAAUUGAAGAAAACCGAACUUGAGAAAGUUGACGAACAAUACAAAUUUGAAAAACAACCUAGAAAGAAAUCGGUUUCAAAAGAUGAACCCAAACCUUUGAAGAUUGGUAAGGGCAAAGUCCCAAAACCAGAAGAAGAAGAAGAACAAAUUAAACUAAAAAAAGUGCCGGAAAAAAUAGUUGAAGAACAGCUUCAACCUGAGAAGAAACCGAAAAAGAUUGUCGAAGAAGAAAAACCGAAGAAACCGGAAAAGCCUGAAGAAGAAGAUGAACGUAUUAAAUUCAAACCGUAUGAUAUUGACAGAGAGGAACCUGAGAAAAUAGAGAAAGAAACCUUUGAGCUUGAAAAACCAGAAAAAGAAAAACCUGAAAAGAAGAAAGUUAAAGUUCCGAAAGAAAAGAAAGCAAAACCGGAACCAGAAGUGGAGGAAAUUACUUUGAAAAAAGGUAUUCCAAAACCGAAACCAGAAGAGCAAGAAGAAGAUGUUUCAUUUAAAGCUAAACAAAAGCCUAAACCUGAAGAACAGCCGGAAGAAAUUAAACUUAAACCUUUCAAGAAACCUGAAGAACCUGAGUCGUUGCAAAAAGUUGAAAAAGAUUUACCGGUGAAGUUAGAUGCAGUUCCUUCCCAUGACUUUGAAAAGGAUGAAAUUGAAUUUAAACCACCUGAAGAUAAGGAAAAAGAGAAGGUUCCAAAGAAAAAGAAGAUUAUUGUAAAGAAACCAAAACGGAAAGUUGAGGAGCCUGGAGUUGAACAACCAGAAGAAGAGGAACCUGUGGUAGAGGAAGUCCCAGAAGUUGAAGAAAAGGUGCCAGAAAUUCCAGAAGUGGUAGAAGAAAAGGAAGAAGUUCAACCGGUAGAGGAACCAAUCCCGGAAAAGCCAGUUGAAGAAGAGAAACCAGCCGAGGAGGAAAAGCGUAAAAAGAUUGUAAAAAUAAAGAAGAAGAAAGCUAAGGAAGAAGAAGAAAAACAAGAACAAGUAGAAGAAGUUAAACCUAUCGAAGAACAAAAACCGGAAGUGAAAGAAAAACCAAAACUUAUGAAAAUUGUUAGAAAAUCUCCUCAUGAACCUCAAUUCUCAAAAAUAACAGAACAAGAACAAGCAGUUAACUUCGCUGAAAUAAAAUUACGCAAAACUAAAGUUCCCGAAAAGAAGGAAGUUGAAGCACCCAAAGUUCAAAAACCGAUGUUGAAAAGUAGAAUUACUCCAGUGACUUUCCCUCCGAUAACAGAAAUCUUACAGAAACCGAUAAUUACAAUUUUGGAACCAGUGUACAGAGAAAACGGCGUUUUGUCUAGAAAUGUAGAAGAAGCACAAAAAGUAAAGAGGAAGAAGAAGAAGGUUGUAGAUACAGAAAAACUGAAACAACUAGACUUAGAAGUACAGGAACUGAAGAAAGUUGAUCUUGAAAAGGUAGAUGACGAAUUCAAAAAGAGACCAGAGCCACGAAGAAAGGAAAAACCACAACCAAUUGUUAUUGAAAAGGCUUCAAUCCCACCCCUGCAACACAUUAAAAUCAAAGAACCUGAAUGCAAACCGAUUAACCUUGCUGAUAUCAAAUUAAAGAAACCAAAGGUUCCCAAAAAGGAAGAAGUUAAGGAAAAAGUUCGUAAACCACUACUGAAGAGUAGAAUUGUUCACGUUCCCUUCCCACCGAUCGAAGAGUCUGAGCAGAAACCUAAAAUUACCACCCUUGAGCCGGUUUACAGAGAUAAUGGUGUUAUAUCAAGAAAUGUCGAAGAAGCUAAAAAGAUUAAAAAGAAGAAACCUAUCAAGAUCAAAGAAAGCGACAUUGAUUUAACACAUCUCGAAAAACUUGACUUAGAAAUGGAGGAACUGAAGAAGAAAGAACUGGAAAAAGUUGAUGACCAAUACAAAUACGAAAGGAAACCGAAAGAAAAAGAAGAAAAACCUGAGGAACCGGAAGUCAAGAUUAAAUUAGGCAAAGGUAAAAUGCCAGAAAAACCAGGACCUGAAGAAACGGUUACUCUUAAGAAAGUACCUCAAAAAGCAAAGGAAGAAGACGUUGAAGUUGGAUUAAAGAAACCGAAAGUUACGGAAAAAGAAAAACCGAAACCGGAAAAAGAAGAAAAAGAAGAACCCAAACUUGAACCAUUUAAACCAUAUGAUGUGGACAGAGAGGAACCCGAAAAACUUAAGUACGAACCUCCAGAAAUUGAGGAACCGGUAAAAGAGGAAGAAGAGAAAGAAAAGCCUAAAAGAAUUAAAAAGAAGAAAGAAAAACCAGAACCAGAAACAGUUGAAGUUAAACUUGAAAUGGGCAAACCCAAACCAAAAGAAGAAGAAGAAGUACCUGAAAUAAAAUUGAAAUACAAACAAAAGCCUCCUCCUGAAGAAGCUCCUGAAGAAAUUAAAUUAAAACCAAUUGCAAAGGAAAAACCGGAAGAACCGGUAGAAGUCGUUGCAGUAGUUAAGCCUGAAGGUGGACAAAUACCUAAAGAAAAACCCGUCGAAAUUGAAAAAGAGGUUGUACCAGAAGAAAAAACAGAAAAGAAGGUCAUCAAAAAGGUUAAGAAAGUUAAGAAACCUAAAGAGGAAGUGCCGACCCCUGAAGAACCGGCUGUUAUAGAGGAAGAGGUUCCAAAACCAGUGGAAGAAAUACCAAAGCCUGAAGAAAAGAUUGUCGAAGAGGUGAUACCUAAAGAGGAACCUGAAAUAGAAGAAGAAAAACCUGUAGAAUUUGCAGAAGAGAAACCAAAAGAAGAAGAGGAAACUGAAAUUGAAAAGAUUAAAAAGAUCAGAAAAAUAAUCAAAAAAGUUAAAAAACCAAAAGCUGAAGGCGAGGAAGUGGGUGAAGAAGAACCUCUUAUUGAAGAACCCCAGGAAGAAAUACCUAAACCGAUUGCAGAGGAUAAAAAACCUGAAGAAGUGCCUAAACCAGUUGAACCUAAAGUUGAAGAACCUACGCCAGUAGAAGAAAAACCAAAGCCUAAAGAAAAAGAAGAAGUACCAAAACCGGUAGAGGCUAAACCAAAGAAACCUAGAGUAAUUCCGAAAAAAGAACCCAAACCUGCAAAAUUGCCAAGGCUGAAAAGCAGGAUUGUUUACGUAGACUUCCCUCCUGCUGAAGAAUCUGAAAGAAAGCCGGUAAUCACACAACUGGAAAAAGUUGUUCGAGAUCAAGGCCAAAUCUCAAGAAAUGUUAAAGAAGCAGAAAAGAUUAUCAAAACUAAACGAAGGAAGCUCAAGGAGGACGACACAGCGCUUCAAGAUCUAGAAAAGCUGGAUCUUGAAAUGGAAGAACUUAAAAAGAAAGAACUUGAAAAGGUUGAUGAAGCAUUUAAACUUGAAAAGAAACCCAAGAAACCCAAAGAAGAGAAAGUUGAAGAAAAAGUACCUCUGAAAAUUGGCAAAGGAAAAGUACCUAAAAAACCUGAAGAGGAAGAGGAAGCUGUAAAACUGAAAAAGGCUCCAGAAAGAGUUAAAGAAGAAGAACUGCCCGAGGCAAAAACACCUAAAGUUAAAGAAAUAGAAGAAGUAAAGAAAAUUAAAGAAGAACCCGAGGAAAAGAAAGAUAAAAUUAAAUUCAAACCAACUGAUUUCGAGAAGGAAGAACCUGAAAAAAUAGAAUUUGAAAAACCAGAAUUCGAAAAACCGGAAAAAGAGGUUCCUGAGGAGGAAAAAUCUAAGUACGAACGUAAAAAGAAAGAAAAACCAACAUCAGAAGAUAAGGAAAUUAAGAUCAUUAAAGGUGUUCCUAAGAAGAAGGAACCGGAAGAAGAAGAUGAGGUUAAAUUUAGAAAACCACAAAAAGAUAAACCAGAAGAAGAGCCUGAACAAAUAACACUUAAACCUUUCAAAAAACCGGAAAAAGAAGAACCGGAAACUGUAGUUGAAUUAAAGAAAGAAGAACCUCAAAUACCUACAGACAAAGAAAUAGAAAAGGUGACGAUCACGAAAAAGAAAAAGAAAGUGCCAAAGAAACCAGAGGAAGAAGAACCUGUGGAAAUUACACUUAAAAAGGAACCAGAAAAAGAAGAGGAAACUGCUCCUGUUGAAGAAGUUGUUGUGGUUAAAAAGAAACCAAAGAAACCUGAACCCGUGGAAGAACCUGAGGCGGAAAUUGUUCUUAAAAAACCAGAAAAAGUUGAGGAAGAAACAGCCAUUGAACAAAUAGUCAUUAAAAAGAAACCUAAGAAACCAGAAGAACCGACUAAGGAACCAGUAGCAGAAAUAACCAUCAAGAAAGAACCAGAACCAGAAAAGGUUGAAGAUGAAGUAACAGUUGUUGAGGAAGUAAAGGUUGUAAAGAAGAAAAAGGAGGAACCCAAAAAACCAGUUGAAGAAGCUGCUGUUGAAAUCACAGUAAAGAAAGAACCUGUACCGGACGAAAAACCGGAAGAAAUUGUAGAAGAGGAAGUUGUUAUCAAAAAGAAACCCAAAGAACCCGAAAAGGUAAAAGAAGAACCGGAAGCUGAAAUUACAUUUAAGAAGGAACCAGAACCCGAAAAAGAAGAAGUUACUGUUGAAGAAGUGAAAGUUACAAAGAAGAAAAAGAAAGUUCCGGAGAAACCUCAAGAAGAAGCAGCUGCUGAAGUGACAAUCAAAAAACCGGAAGAAAAACCUGAAGAAAAAGUAGAAGAGGUGACAGUUGAAGAAGUUGUGAUUAAGAAGAAACCUAAGAAACCUGAAGAAGUACCUGAAGAACCGGAAGCUGAAAUAACAAUUCCAAAGAAACCGGAACCAGAAGAGGAACAAGUUACAGUAGAGGAAGUUACAGUUACAAAGAAAAAGAAGAAAAAGGUACCCGAGAAACCGCAAGAAGAAGCGGCUGCUGAAAUUACAAUAAAGAAAAUAGAACCUGUGCCUGAAGAAAAACCUGAAGAGGAAACGACAGAGGAAGUAGUCAUUAAAAAGAAACCCAAAGAACCGGAAAAGGUUCCAGAAGAACCGGAAGCCGAAAUAACCAUUCCUAAGAAACCAGAACCAGAGCAGGAGCAAGUAACAGUAGAAGAAGUUACAGUUACAAAGAAAAAGAAGAAGAAAGUACCUGAGAAGCCUCAAGAAGAAGCGGCUGCUGAAAUUACAAUAAAGAAAAUAGAACCUGUACCUGAAGAAAAACCUGAAGAGGAAACGACAGAGGAAGUAGUCAUUAAAAAGAAACCCAAAGAACCGGAAAAAGUUCCAAAAGAACCGGAAGCCGAAAUAACAAUUCCAAAGAAACCAGAACCAGAGCAGGAGCAAGUAACAGUAGAAGAAGUUACAGUUACAAAGAAAAAGAAGAAGAAAGUACCUGAGAAGCCUCAAGAAGAAGCAGCUGCGGAAAUAUCUAUCAAGAAAAUAGAACCUGUUCCUGAGGAAGAAACAGAGGAACCAACUGCAGAAAUCGUCAUUAAAAAGAAACCCAAAGCGCCCGAAGAGGUUCCAGAAGAACCUGAAGCUGAAAUAACAAUAAAAAAGAAACCAGAACCAGGAGAGGAGCAAGUAACGAUAGAAGAAGUUAAAGUAACAAAGAAAAAGAAGAAAGUACCAGAAAAACCUCAAGAAGAAGCAGCUGCUGAAAUAACUAUAAAGAAGAUAGAACCAGUUCCUGAAGAUGAAAAGGAGGAAACAGCAGAAGUAGUAAUUAAAAAGAAACCUAAAGAACCUGAAAAGAUUCCUGAAGAACCCGAAGCUGAAGUGACAAUUACAAAGAAACCGGAACCCGAAGUAGAAGAAGUAACAACUGUGGAAGAAGUCAAGAUUCCAAAAAAGAAAAAGAAAGUUCCUGUGAAACAAGAGGAAGAAGCUGCUGCUGAAAUCACAAUCAAAAAGAUUGAAAAACCAGAAGAAAAACCAGAGGAACCUGCAGUUGAAGAAGAAAUAAAAAUUAAGAAGAAACCUGUACCUAAGAAAGAGGAGGAUGAGGCUGAAGCUGAACUUACCGUCAAAAAACUAGAAGUACAAGAACCACCGGAAGACGUCGUACAAGAAUUUACUAUUAAGAAGAAAGCACCACCUCCACGAGUACCAUCAGUAGAAGAGCAUGAAGAACAAGAAAUCACAAUUAAAAAACUGAAGAAAGUGAGAAAACCAUCACGACCCGACAUUCCAGAAUAUACCGAAGUAGAAAACGUCACAUUUAGACCUCGAAUGACCAAAACUCUAGAAGACGUAGAACAAGAAUUCAAAAUUUCUUUGGACUCUUACGCCGAAGAAGAAAUCUCAAUGUCCGGAAAAAUCAAGUUAAAGAAAACUAAACCGAAAACAUACAACGAAGAAAGCGUGGACGAAUCUAUCAAAAUCACACAAGAAGUUGAAGAUGAAGGUCCGGUAAUUGAAGAAAUCAUCGACGAAGGAAGCGACGCUGAAGAACUUCCUUAUGACGAUGACGAAUCUGAAAGCUACAACGUUCCUCUUCGACGACCAUCACGCAAGUACUCGGUGUUUGAAGAAGUAGAAGAAGAAGUUUCGCUCGGUUUGAAAAAGGAACAACCCGUCGAAUUUGAAGAAGAAUCAAUAACAGUGAAAAAGAAAAGCAAACCUAAGAGGAAACCAUCAUUCGACCAAGAAGCGGUAAGUUUGAGUAUUACCAAAGAAUCAGAAACCAUCGAGGAAACUCCCGAAAUUGUUGAAGUGGUUGAAGGAGAUGUUUACUUCUCAGUUCACUCUUAUGUAGCAGAAGCAGACCAAGCGAUUGACCUUGUUGAGGGAGAAAGGGUUUACGUUUUAGAAACACCCAACAGUGAUUGGUGGUUCGUCAAAAAACAUCUAACUGAAGAAAAAGGCUGGGUUCCAGCCCAAAUCCUCAUGGACGAACCCAACUACACCAUAUACGUCCAGAAGAAACUGAACGAGAAGAUUGACAAGCUACCAGUUUUCGAAAAACCCAAACCUGAGGAAAAAUCAGUCGCACCUCGCUUUAUUGAAAAACUCCAACCAAUCAUAACCCCAGAUGGGUACACCGUACAGUUUGAGUGUCAAGUCGAAGGGUUCCCUCGACCCCAAAUCACGUGGUUCCGCCAAACCGCCGUCAUUAAACCCUCACAAGACUUCCAGAUGUAUUACGACGAAGACAACGUUGCAACCCUUAUUAUAAGUGAAGUUUUCCCCGAAGAUGCAGGAACCUUCACUUGCGUGGCCAAAAACGCAGCCGGCUUUGCCUCAAGUACCACCGAACUGAUCGUGGAACUACCCUUAUCCGACCAUGGGUCGGACAUCACCGGACUUUCCCGGAAAAGCAUGUCACGUGAGUCAUCCCUGGCCGAUAUCCUGGAAGGAAUCCCGCCAACGUUCUCCCGGAAACCUAAACCACAAUACGUACCGGAAAAAUCCGACGUUGUGGUUGAUUGUCGCCUUGUGGCAGUACCGGAACCCGAAAUAAUUUGGUACCGCAACGGCAAGAAAAUUACCACCAAAAACAACGUCACAAUCAUUAUAACCUCAGACAUGCACAGCUACACCACAAUUUUGAAAAUCAAAGAAGUGCAAAAGAAACAAGAGGGUACUUAUGAGAUUGUGGCCAAAAACCGGGAAGGGGAAGCCACAGUUCAGUUCACUUUGAAAGUGAAAACUGGUGAUAAGGAACCACCACAAGUUUUGGAACCUUUGAAAUCGAUCACAGUGAGGAAAACCGAGACCGUGGUGCUCAGUACUACCAUUGCCGGGAACCCAGCACCCACAAUAACGUGGUUCAAGAAUGGAAAACCCAUCAAAAAACCAACAAAGAAAGACGGUGAUACUUACACUUUGACUAUUGUCAAUACCACGAUGGAAGAUACGGCGGAAUAUACGGUCAAAGCGACCAAUUCUGUUGGUACCACCGAGACGACAGCUCAACUCACAGUUGAGGAAUUUCCAGACAAUGCGGAACCGCCUCUCUUCGUGGAGCGUUUCGAGGAGCAAACCGUGCAAGAAAACUCCACCAUCAGACUUUUUGCCCGAGUUAUCGGGAAUCCGGUACCCGAAGUCUACUGGUUGCGUGACAAUAAGCCUUUGAAGCCCUCCGACAGGGUUAAAAUUUCGUACGAUGGCGAAAACAUCGAACUCACAAUCAAAAAAGCAGAUUCAGAGACAGAUACUGGUGAUUACAAGUGUAUUGCCAGUAAUCCAGCCGGGAAAGCAUCACACGGCGCUAGAAUCACAGUCGAUGUUGAUGUGACGUUCACCAAGAAACUGAAAAAGUCUUACGAGACCAUCGAACGUGAAACCAUUGAAUUUGAGUGUGAAACUUCGCACAAAACCACCGCCACCAAGUGGUACCACAACGAUGUGGAGAUCAGUGGCAUGGAUCAUCGCGUGGUGAUCCAAGAUGGGCGAACACACAAGCUCAUCGUGAAGAAAACAACGAAGAAAGAUGAAGGUCGUUACAAGUGUACGGUUAAGAAGGAGAAAACUGAGACGGUACUAUCCGUCAAAGGCACCAAACCCAAGUUUGUGCGAGAGUUGCAAGAUUUGGAGAUUCCGGAGAAGGAAGUUGCAGUUUUGGAAGUUGAAAUUACCUCGGACACUGCUGAAGUUACUUGGAUGAAGGAUGGUACCAUCAUUGAGGAAACUGGUACCAAAUACACCAUUGAGAAGGACAAAGGUGUAAGGAAGCUCCUAAUUAGGAGCACCUCCAUCCACGAUGAGGGUGAAUACACUUGCACCCUUUUGGACGAAGAGUGCAAAGCAGAAGUGACAGUUAUUGAACUACCACCUGAAAUCAUCACUCCCCUCCAGGACAAGACUGUCAACAAAGGGGACAAAACUGUCUUCGAAAUUGAACUGAGCAAAGGAGACGCUUUGGUUCGUUGGUUCAAAGACGGAACCGAAAUCCAAUUCUCGGAACACAUCCAAUUAUCAAUUGAUGGCAAACGGCAAAAACUUAAGAUUUACAAAACGGAGCCUGAAGAUGAGGGUGUUUAUAGCUGCGAGGUUGGCACCCAAAAAUCCAAAGCCAAUCUCACGGUGCAAGUACCCACAGUCACCUUCUUGAAAACUCUCCCCGAAUAUACGGUGGUUCCUAUGAAAACUAACGCCGAGUUCUUGGUGGAAAUAUCGAGGGAGGAUGCUGAGGUGCAAUGGUGGAAGCAAGGCAAGAAGAUUAAGAAGUCUUCCAAGUACACGAUCACUGAGGAGAAGACGUUCAGGAAGCUGGUGGUCAAUGAGGUGACUCUCGAAGACGAGUUCGAGUAUAGUUGUACUGUUGAGAGUUUGAAAACUUCUUCCAUACUGAAAGUUGGAGACAAGCCGUCGCCCCCACGUGGUCCACUGGAAGUGACCGGCAUGAGCGCCACCUCCUUCACCCUCAACUGGCUUCCUUCCGAAAGCGACGGUGGUUCCCCCAUCCUAGAGUACAUCGUGGAAAUGAAGGACGCCACCUCCAAGAAAGACUUCAAAAAGCUGGGCGCCACCAAAGGUGAUAUUACUAACAUUCCGGUCAAUUAUUUGGAGAAGGAUCACGGCUACAAGUUCCGGAUCACUGCCAGGAACGCAAUUGGAAUCAGCGAUCCCUACCUCCCGGAGGAGACCAUAGUUGCCGGAUCCCGAAUCAGGAUCAGAUACGAGUUUGCCAAAACCGACGAGACGCUUUACUGCUUACUAGGCAUUUUCCCCCCUACUAAACUAGGCACCCGGACGCCCCCUUCGCCCCCCAUUAACCUCGCCGUGAGCGAUGUGCAAGGGCGCAGCGCCAAAUUGACGUGGGAACCCCCACUAAACAACGGAGGAGCGGAAAUCACAGGAUACGUGGUUGAGAAAAAACUGGAGUAUAUGCCGAAGUGGGAGAAAGUCUAUACUUUGGACGGCAACUGCCUCCAGUACACUUUUGAGAAUUUGAAGGAGAAGAGCGAGUACUUGUUUAGGGUGUUUGCGGAAAACCCGAUCGGUCUUAGUGUACCUGCCACCACUGAUGUGGUCAAACUCAGAACUUUUGCCACGGUACCAUCGCCCCCAACGGCCCCACUGGAGAUCCGUACCAUCGGCCCCAACGCCAUAGUGAUCGAGUGGGGAAUCCCCGAAUCCGACGGUGGAUCCCCGCUCCUGGGCUACAACAUCGCAAUCAGAGACACCAAGAAGACCAUGUGGAUGGAAAUCGGCCGUGUGGGGAAAGGGGUCCAGAAAUUCACCAUUCGGGACUUGCAAGAAGACCACGAAUACAUGAUCCGAAUUUUCGCAAAGAACGAGAUUGGGUUAAGUGACCCUCUAGAGUCCGACGAACCCUUCAAAGUGCUUCCCUCUGGAGGUAAACAAAAAAAUGCGUAUUCCCCGACUGAAAACUUCCCAAUUUCAGAAGCCGACCAAGACGACUUCCGAGAGGUCACCGACCGAGAACCCACGUCAUACAGUACCGAAACUACGACUUCCUGGCUGAGGGAAAACAGCAUGGAUGCCGACAUCAGUUCGUACUCCAAAGGCGAACUUUUGCGCAAAGAUGAAUACUUCUUCCGAAUUUGGUGCCACGCCAAGAAGUUGUUUAAAUAAAUAAUUGUAGAUUGUUAUGACUAGAUGUAAAUAAUUUUUUAAUGAUUUUGACUGUUGGGGAGCUUACGAUUAAAGUGUGUUUUUUGGCAAAUUGCGAAGCGAAGUAAUCGACUUUAAUGUAAGCUCCGAUUAAGGAUACUGUGAUACUGAUGAUGAUUUGACUUAAUUGAACGAAACACGAAUGAGUUGCUUAUAUGCUAACAUUGUUUUGAAACGUAUACGAAUUGUUUUUAGUUGUUUUUGUUUGUUUUUUGGUUUUCUUGGACGACGAAUGCAGUGCCUUAUUAUUACUCACUAAGAAUUAUCACUAUUACUGUUUAUACUCACUGGAAUUGAAUGUAAUCUUUGGUUUAUGAAGAAGAGAGAGAAAAU